CCAGUUUGGAGGGAGGGCAGUGGGAUGGAGCAGAUCAGAGCUCCACACAGAGCAGGGCUCACUGAGCUCUCAGACACAGGGACUGACAGGCUGGGGAUUGCUGAACUUUGGGAGAUCCUGCUGGGGGACCUGGAGAGUGUGAGCCCCCCAAUCUGCUGCAGCAAGGAAUCCAGUGAGUAUUUAAUGUGUGAUGCUGGGGGUGGGGGGGCACACUGAUUCUUAUCACCGAAUGCUUUUUAAACCGAUUUUAAACAGGUUUUAAACAGGUUUUGCUGUCUGUCCUGCUGUAUGGCUCAGGAAUUUACCAUUUUCGGGGAUUUCUGAAGUUCCAAUUCCCUGCAAGUCUCCCAGGGAUCAACUAACUCUCAGCAAGUCAGCAAAACAUGGGAUGUCUGGGAGACAGCUGGGGGUCUCCUCUAGCAUGCUGUAAUACAGAGUCAGCCUGUCCUAUAAUGUGCUGUAAUACAGAGUCAGCCUGUCCUAUAAUGUGCUGUAAUACAGAGUCAGCCUGUCCAUGUGCUGUAAUACAGUCAGCCUGUCCUAUAAUGUGCUGUAAUACAGAGUCAGCCUGUCCUGUAAUGUGCUCUAAUACAGUCAGCCUGUGCUCUAAUACAGAGUCAGCCUGCUGUAAUACAGAGUCAGCCUGUCCUGUAAUGUGCUCUAAUACAGUCAGCCUGUCCUAUAAUGUGCUGUAAUACAGAGUCAGAGUCAGCCUGUCCUGUAAUGUGCUGUAAUACAGAGUCAGCCUGUCCUAUAAUGUGCUGUAAUACAGAGUCAGCCUGUCCUAUAAUGUGCUGUAAUACAGAGUCAGCCUGUCCUGUACAAUGUGCUCUAAUACAGUCAGCCUGUCCUAUAAUGUGCUGUAAUACAGAGUCAGCCUGUCCUAUAAUGUGCUGUAAUACAGAGUCAGCCUGUCCUAUAAUGUGCUGUAAUACAGAGUCAGCCUGUCCUAUAAUGUGCUGUAAUACAGAGUCAGCCUGUCCUAUAAUGUGCUGUAAUACAGAGUCAGCCUGUCCUGUAAUGUGCUGUAAUACAGAGUCAGCCUGUCCUAUAAUGUGCUGUAAUACAGAGUCAGCCUGUCCUGUAAUGUGCUCUAAUACAGUCAGCCUGUCCUAUAAUGUGCUGUAAUACAGAGUCAGCCUGUCCUGUAAUGUGCUCUAAUACCGAGUCAGCCUGUCCUGUAAUGUGCUCUAAUACCGAGUCAGCCUGUCCUGUAAUGUGCUCUAAUACAGUCAGCCUGUCCUAUAAUGUGCUGUAAUACAGUCAGCCUGUCCUGUAAUGUGCUCUAAUACAGUCAGCCUGUCCUGUAAUGUGCUCUAAUACAGUCAGCCUGUCCUAUAAUGUGCUGUAAUACAGAGUCAGCCUGUCCUGUAAUGUGCUGUAAUACAGAGUCAGCCUGUCCUAUAAUGUGCUGUAAUACAGAGUCAGCCUGUCCUAUAAUGUGCUCUAAUACCGAGUCAGCCUGUCCUAUAAUGUGCUCUAAUACCGAGUCAGCCUGUCCUGUAAUGUGCUCUAAUACAGAGUCAGCCUGUCCUGUAAUGUGCUCUAAUACCGAGUCAGCCUGUCCUGUAAUGUGCUCUAAUACCGAGUCAGCCUGUCCUGUAAUGUGCUCUAAUACCGAGUCAGCCUGUCCUGUAAUGUGCUCUAAUACAGUCAGCCUGUCCUGUAAUGUGCUCUAAUACAGUCAGCCUGUCCUAUAAUGUGCUCUAAUACAGAGUCAGCCUGUCCUAUAAUGUGCUCUAAUACAGAGUCAGCCUGUCCUGUAAUGUGCUCUAAUACAGAGUCAGCCUGUCCUGUAAUGUGCUCUAAUACAGUCAGCCUGUCCUGUAAUGUGCUCUAAUACAGUCAGCCUGUCCUACAAUGUGCUGUAAUGCAGAGCCUCUCCUGUAAUGUACUGUAAUACAGAGUCAGCCUGUCCUGUAAUGUGCUCUAAUACUGAGUCAGCCUGUUCUGUAAUACAGAGUCAGCCUGUCCUGUAAUGUGCUCUAAUACAGAGUCAGGCUCUCUGCUCUCUCCUAGCAUGCUGUAAUACAGAGUCAGGUUUAUAAUCUUGCCACUUGUAUCCUUUAACAUGUUGUAAUACACAGUCUGUUGGAAUAGUAUACUGACAGCACAGAGCAUCCACUGAUGAACAUACUGUGUGCCUCUGGCUGCGAUGAAUGGGGGGGAGGUGAGACGGGGGCAUCACAGUCCAUUCUAACCCCCUCCUUUUAUAUCACUGGUUAUAUGUAGACGUUGUGCGACCUGCUCUGUUUACUGGAAAACCACAUACAAAGAAGUGGAUUUCAUUACAUCAUGACUUUUAUUACUUCAACUGGUGUAUGACAUCAGGGCUGGUGUAUGACAUCACGGCUGGUGUAUGACAUCACGGCUGGUGUAUUAUCCCAGUCUCAGCAAUGCUGUAGACUAGAGGGUGAAUUUUCUUGCUGUGUAGUGUUGCACAGACUGUGAAGGGUGAUUGGGAUUAAUUUUACAGAGCUAAUGUAGUUUUAACCUGUUUAAUAUACUUUGUUCCCGCUAGAUAUCUAAAUACCUAGAUCUGAUUACUCAUUGACACCCCAUCCCUGUGUACCCCAUGCUGUAGGGUUGGGAGGUAUACAGUGUUAUUUAAUAAAAUUAUAAUUAAUAUAAUUCAUUGUGUGUCCUGUUUUACCUAUUGUACGGUACUGCAGAACAUGUUGGCGCUAUACAAAUAAUUAUAACUGUAAAUUUCCCUUAAAGGAACAUUUUAGGCAUCAAAACAACUUUAGUUUAAUGAAGCAGUUUGUUGUAUGGAUCUUGUCCCUGUAGUCUCACGGCACAAUUCACUGCCAUUUAGAAGUUAAAUCACUUUUUGUUUCUGUUAAUGCAGCCCUGGCCACACCUCCACUGGCUGGGACUGACAGCCUGCAUGAAAACUAAUCUUAAUUUUCAAUCAGUUGUUAACUUGCUUUAGUAGUUUUUAUCACCUGAAAUAUUUUACAUACAAAGUAUUCCGAGGGAAAUAAAUAAUUUAUUCUAUUUGCUAUUUUAUUUAUGAAAUAAAGACUGUUUUUUUAUGAAAUGGCGCUGUGGGUGGCGACAGAUUACAGACUGGAUUCUUUACUGUAACGUUUACACAGAGAUUUAGCUGUUUGGAGAAAGUGAGGCAAAGCAGGGGCUUUAUACUGUAAACAAUCUCUCCAUCAUGGUCUGCGACUUCACUCAAGAAUGAGCCGUCUUUGAUCCGGGUUUCAGCUUUUGGUUGGUGUUCUGGUUUACAUUUUGUCGCCUGGGAAUGUGUUUGCAUUAGGUCGUACCUAGGACAGCUAGCCUAACUUGGAUCUUACAUUACCCCACAUUGUACAGCGCUACGGAAUCUGAUGGCGCUAUAUAAAUAAUAAAAUAAUAAUCACGCCACACGCACGUCACGAGAAUUACAUGUCACUUAUGACUGUUCACAACUGAUGGGAUCUGGACAAGUUUAUCACGGUUUCUAAGAAACUCUCCAUCUUCUGUUUGUUGUUAUCUUUCAAUAAUAGAAUGAAAACCAGAAUUGUAGAUCGAGUACCCUCUAUAAAUAUAUGACUAGAAAAAUCCACUUUUUGGAUACAAAUUCCUAAAGACAUUUCUUUGUGGUUUAAAAAAACAAAUUUUAAGUAAAAAAACAAAACAACCAAAAUCUAAAAUUUUCCUGAGAUUUUUCUUUGUUUUCUUUCUGUAUCACUGGUUUCCAAAUAACCCUGUAGCCAUCUGCAGUUGAAUUUGUGCCGAGAAUGAAUCUGCGAGUUUAGGAGCCAUUUCCUGUCCCUUUUUUUUUUUUUUUUUAUAAAUCCCUCCAAGUUCUGGUGUUUUUUUUUAGUUGUGUAUUUCAAUGUAAUGUUUAUUGCAUCAACUGUUGAGUUUUAGCCACAGGGUGAAGUUUGCAGGAUUACUAAGCGCUGAGAAUACUGUUUCACUGCGCAAGAAUGUUAGUAAUUUCCUCUCUGGUCGCUUGUGUUUAAAUACAUUAAGUCCAAACAGAGUGUUUUCAGAGAAACAUCUGGGGAUCAAAACACACUUAGAAUCCGGUAUGGCUUAUGGCUUGUUCCUUAAAAAAACAUCAUUUUAAAGAAUAUUUAUACAGAUUGCUACAAGGCAGACAAGAAAAUAUUUUCUACUUGAUAACUGUAUUUUUUUUAGUAAGUUAGUCAAGGCCCUUUUUUAUUUCUACGUGAUCUUGUUUAUAACACGCUCUGGCUCUGUAUAUCAGGAAUGUCACGUUCAGUCUCUUGUGCGUUAAUAACUGUUUUGGUGACUAGUAAUGGUGAGCUCACAAAAUGUUUUAAAAUUUAAGGCAAAAAACAUAACUUCAAGAUGUUGAAGGGUUUCCAGUGGUGAAACCAUAAUGGUGUUUAUAAGGGUGUAGUGUCAGUACUGCAUCUUCAUAGUGUGGGGCGCAGAGCCCAUGUGGUACCCCAUUAACUGCAUUUGUUGGGGUAAGACAGCAGUGUAUCCAAUAACCAUUAUAUGCAGUGCUGAUGGUGGGGAAUUUAACUUCAAGGUCACCGAGCUAAGGAUGAAGAGUUUUACAGCUUAAAGAAUCUAGGGCAGUCGUUAACCCCCCCAUAGCUACCCCCAAGAAGCCCCCCAUAGCUAUCCCUAGGUAACCCCAUAGCUACCCCCCAAGAAGCCCCCAUAGCUACCCAAGAAGCCCCCAUAGCUACCCCCAGGAAGCCCCCAUAUCUACCCCUAGGUAACCCCCUAUAACUACCCCCAAGAAGCCCCUCAUAGCUACCCCCAAGAAGCCCCCUAGCUACCCCAGAAGCCCCCAUAGUUACCCCUAGGUAACCCCCCAUAACUACCCAGGAACCCCCAUAGCUACCCCCAAGAAGCUCCCCCAUAGUUACCCCUAGGUAACCCCCCCAUAGCUAGUCCCAAGAAGACCCCAUAGUUACCCCUAGGUAACCCCCCCAAUUGCUACCCAAUUAAACCUCCAAAACUAACCCUUUAAUGUUUUGUAUCUUUCCCCGGCCGUGUUAAUAUAUAUCUGAUGUUUGUUAUAUAGCGAAUCAUACGCCAGAAUUUCAUAGCCUCCAAUUUAGUUUGUGAUUUAUUUUUUUUUAUGCUCCCAAUUCAUUUAGUGUGUUUUUUUUACCGAAGAGAAUAAAUUGAGAUUUUCGAAUACAUCGAGUUGUGACAUCAAAGACUGAAUACAUUAGUUAAAUGUACAUUACAUUAGUUAAAUGUACAUACAUUAGUUUUACGGAUGCCAAGAGGAGAAUAAAAGGGAUCUUUGGGGUUACCAGCUCAAUGUGAGCCAGCAGAAUAUUUGGGUGAAUUGGAAGAGGGAUUCAUAUUGUGUUACUGUUACUAAGUUAGUAAUGAUUUGUAACAACAUAGAAAGAUGUAAAUACGCUCGGAAAUUGACAUAUUAUUAUAAAAGGGACUCUCUAACCAAGCAAUCACUAUUUAUAGCUGCGUGUAGUGGUAAUGGUGCCCACUGCGCUCCCAGCCUAUAACUGCGUGUGAAUUCUACAUUACCUGGAGACGGGGCAGUGCCUGGGAGAACCCCACUUAGUGCCAGUCCAUUCCCAAAUGGGUUUAUAAGGAUAGUGCCCAUAGACACCAUAACCACUACAAUGCGUAGGCUCCAUAGUUUCCAUUUUUUUACCCAACCAUUUCUCUUUGUUUUUGCCCUUUAUUGGGAGUGUUUCCAGUUAAAAGGCUGAAUUAUCAGCGGUUUUAUACUUAAAGGAACACGCUAUUAAAAAAUUUUUAAAAUACUUUUUUUUUUUUUUUCCUCUCUCUCUGUUUUCCUUAAUCAAUUAAGAUUUACAAUCUCAACUUAAAAUAAAUAAACAAAUUCACAGUUGAACUUUCCUGUAAUCUCGCACGAAGUCAGACUCCUUAUAGCAACCUGAUCCGCCAUCUCUGAAAUCGUCAAUCCUGAUGACUAUUGUCCAAUACAAUGUUUGAGAACACACUGCACAUGUGCGACUAUUGCUGUAAUCAGCCCAUACAGUGUUUGAGAACACACUGCGCAUGUGCGGCUAUUGCUGUAAUCAGCCAAUACAGUGUUUGAGAACACACUGCGCAUGUGCGGCUAUUGCUGUAAUCAGCCAAUACAAUGUUUGGGAACACACUGCGCAUGUGCGGCUAUUGCUGUAAUCAGCCCAUACAAUGCUUUUCAUAGAGAAACGCUGGACGCACCCAGUGUCCGGAAGUAGCGAAGUUUGUUAUACUGAAUCUAGUUUAUUCCAAAGUCCCCAGCUGCUGUCUGAUUGACAGGUACUAGAGGCAUGGAAAUGAAGUCAGGAGAACCUGGGGUGUAGUGAUGGUACAGGCAGUCCAGUCCAUGGCUGCUUUCAGCUCCUACAUCAGCAGUUUCACAGCACAUUCCAUUCUACAGAGCCUCGAUGGAAUAUGUGUGGAUGGGUUUGGAUACAGGAACCAUCCGCUGCAUAUUAACUAGACAUGCUCCCGGCUGCCUGCAGUGCUGUGAAUUACCCGGCUCUGGAUAUUAAACCUAGUUACUGUAAUUAUAUUACAAGUUUACUGAAGUGGAGAAUGGGUUUAUUGGCAUUACUCACUCUGGGUUUGUUUAAUUGGUGUCGACAUAUCACUUACCCUGACAUGGUCAUAGCAAUUAUUUUAAUGCACUAAACCAAUUAGCGAAGGUUAGUGAGCUGUGAAGUUUGUCACAUUCAUUUUAUUCCCUUGUGAUAUAACUUUCCUCCCGCCCUGCGUGUGAUGUUGGAAGUGUCUGCAGUUUACCAGCCCUUCUAAAUGAGUGUAUUUGUUUCUUCGUGUUAAUGUAUCUGUCUAGAAAGCAGAUUGAGAAUGUUGGAAACCAUUGGAAUACUGUAUCCAUAGAGUGUCACAGAAUGAUUGUUGAGGAGGCCUGACUGUCUCUCUCUUUAGAAUACACAGACCUUACAGGGUCCCCAUGAAGGUUAGGCCCCAAAUCCCUUUAAAUAAGCGUUACUGAAUCCCACUGGCAUGUUCCGUAUUGACUCCCGGUAAUCUUUGUUGGACCAGUUUGCUUGAAGGAAUUAUACCAAGCGUAGAAUCCAUAUUACUGUGUCCUGUUACAGAAGGGUUUGUGCAAAAAUGCCUGUCGUAUAGGAGAUUAGACAUUUUGGGGGUAUAUUCACUAAACUUGGAAAUCACGGACAAAAUAGCAGUACUACUGUAUCAUUGCUCCAAUUCGCCAAUGUUUGCAGGUGACAUAUAUUGGUAUAAAAUGACCAAAUACCUCGCUCGUUCUCUAGAAUUCUCAAUUUAGUGGGAACCCCCAAUAUUACAGUAACUAGUAUUGUCAUAUUGUUGAAUAUAUUAAUUGGAGGCAAUUCAGAGUCCUGGGAACAAUAGUGUACCUGGGCCAAGACUAUUUCCACCAGGAUAUGAAAGUGUUUAAUUUCUGCUUCUUGCCAAGAAUUUCUAAAGAAUGUCAGAAGAUUCAAAGCCGGCGACUAACCGUGUGCCAACUAUUUCUUGGAUUCAUAGAAUGCACAUUUACAUAACCGCCAACUACUGGUGGCACUCCAAACCGGUAUCUUCAACGUGUUCUAGUUAAUAAUAUAAAAUCAUAAGCGAGCGCAAAAAUUACAAUUGAUAGUAGAAAAACACUUAGAUAUGGAUUCUCUACUAUAGAGCUGCCAGAUACUUAAAUACCUCCCAAGUAUUAAAAAUUCAAAAACAAUGCAUAAAACAACUGUAUCAGCACUUGGUAGACCAAUCCCUUAUAUAUAAAUAUGGGGACAGAGAUAAAAAUGCUCUAAAGUCUGAUAAAAUAUACUUCUACAAUGUCCAGUGCAAGUGUCAGAGUUGAGAUAUAUCCAAAUGAGUAGUCUUAAUGUAAGGAUAUUCCUACGCUGUGUGAGGUUUUAAGCUGGUAAAGGGAAACCGAUCCUCUUUCACUCCGUGUCUUUAUAUCUGCUCAACUACUUUGUAUCAACAUUCAAGAAAGAUACUUAACAUAGCGUAAAACAGUUACACAUUUAUUUCCCAAGCAAAAAGACCCCCAUAUAAAAACUCUUACAAGAAAUUAUAUUGAACACUUAUUUUUAAGUUUCACAAAAUAUGAAGUAGUACAAUGCGGUGUACUCGCCGUUGGAAGAUUUAAUGCUGCUCCAUGUAUCAGUCCUGUGCACUUGGACUGAUUGCGUUGCAGAGAUGCUCUUCUGUCCUACCGCAUUGGUUCCUACCAGGUUUAAAAAGUCAAUCCCGCCAGUUUCAUUAACGCAUUUCGUCCGUUAAAACCGGACGUUUUCAAGAUGACCAAUCAGGGGGAUUUGAGUGGUUUAAAGUGUUCUAGUUAAUGCUUAGUGCAGCAAACUCUCGACUAGCAUUUAAUAACCGGAAAGGGACGGGUCCAAAUUAGACAGAAAUUGUGGCCCUUAAUCCAUUUGGUCUUGUAGAGCCCCACUGGAUACAUAGCCCACCACAGCUAUCAUGCCAAGACUAGCAUUUGCAGGCCUUACAGAGUAACUUUAUUAUGGUCACUGGUAUUAUUAUUAUUAUUUAUAUAGCGCCAGCAAAUUCCAUAGCGCUGGUAUGUACCUACUUAGGAAUGUUUGCCAUAUUGUGUUACUUGGACAUGGGAGGGUGGGGGGAUUACUUGGCACAAAAUAAAUAGUUUUUCAUUUGUCCUGUAGGCAUGAACUGUAUCAAAUAAGAUCUGGAAAAAGUGAGCGUUUGUGGAAAGUCAGUCCUACAUUAGCCGUAAUUUGUAACAGAUGCAGAGUUCUAUGUGACUCCGACAUUUUCGAUGAUCUCAGCUGGUUUUCUGUAAGAGCAGGGACCCCAGAUGGAAUAUACAGAUUACAGCUGUGGUUACCCAAUCUGCAGAUUCAAGGAUUUGAUUUGUGCUAAACUGGUUUCUUGUGCUGAUUUAGGCCUUUAGAAAAACACUUUUAGAACCCGAGCGAGUAGUGAUGGCUACACAGUCUUCUAAAUUCUGCACUAAGCGACUCCCCCCUGCACUCACUCUGGCUCCCCCUGCGUUCACUCAGGAAGUAGUAACUGCCCCCUGCACUCACUCAGGAAGUAGUAACCGCCCCUGCACUCACUCUGGCUCCCCCUGCACUCACUCAGGAAGUAGUAACUGCCCCGUGCACUCACUCAGGAAGUAGUAACUGCCCCGUGCACUCACUCAGGAAGUAGUAACUGCCCCCUGGACUCACUCAGGAAGUAGUAACCGCCCCCUGCACUCACUCUGGCUCCCCCUGCACUCACUCUGGCUCCCUGUGCACUCUCUCAGGAAGUAGUAACUGCCCCCUGCACUCACUCUGGCUCCCCCUGCACUCACUCAGGAAGUAGUAACUGGCCCCUGCACUCACUCAGGAAGUAGUAACCGCCCCCUGCACUCACUCUGGCUCCCCCUGCACUCACUCAGGAAGUAGUAACUGCCCCCUGCACCCACUCUGGCUCCCCCUGCACUCACUCUGGCUUCCCGCAGGGUUGCUCAGUAUAGGAUCCAGCAGGAAGAAACGGGCAUCACAUCGAGAUUAUCCAGUGAUAAAAUUCUUUUCGUAGAAGCCCCAUAUGGCCUAAUGCACAAAUCAAAUACACGGCAUAUGGGGCUUCACUAAAAGGACUUUAAUCGCUGAACAAUCUCCGUGCAAAGCCGUUUCUGUUGGAUCACGUAUCUCUGUCUGUUGUUUAAAUACAUCCUUGGGGUUUAUUUUGUAAACCAUGAAUGCUCAAAGUUUAGGCAAAAACUGUUGAAAACUGGAAAAUUCACCAACUUACUUUUCUUUUCAGCUAAAAUAUUAUGUCCAAUUUCCGUUCCCCUUGUUAUUUCUCCACAGUUUCUGCUUCAGUAAAUAGCCCACCUGCUUAAAGAACUCAGGCCAUGGAGAAGAUCCUGGGUCCAUGGUAUCAGUACAUUAUUCUCCACCAGUGUAAAUGGCACAAAGAUGAUUUAUUAUAGGGCUAGAUUUAGGGCUCUCGGAAACCUCCAUACUGUGCAUCCGGAAAUAUGUUUAUACACAGCUGUGUGAAUACCAUCCUCACUCUCUUGGGACCUGAAGAUUUAAUAGCGUUGCUCUUGGAAAUUAACCUAAAACCACAUCUUGGCUGAUGCAUAUUCAGCUCCGCCCGGAUCAUAACCAGUGUGUCCGAACUACACCAGAACUCCAGGUAACAUAUUUUUAGUUUCGUAACUUGUAAUAUUCACGGGCAGCCUGUCAGAGCUAAACCAGAGCUCCAGAUAACAUAUCGUCGAUUUCGUAACUUGUCACACUCACAGCCAGCCUGUCUGAGUUACACCAGAGCUCCAGGUAACGUAUCAUCGAUUCAGUAACUUGUCACAUUCACGCCCAUUGUGUCCGAGCUACACCAGAGCUCUAUGUAACGUAUCGCAGAUUCCUUUACUUAUCACAUUUACAUCCAGUCUGUCCGAGCUACACCAAAGCUCUAUGUAACAUAUAGAUUCGCUGUUUCCGUGACUUGUCUUGGCCGUACAAGGAGGGCAUGAAAUGAGAACUUAUGAAGUCUGAUUUCCUCUGCUUAUGUCAGAUAUGGGUUAAUCACUAUCCUGCAAAUUAUGGCAAGAGAAUUAGAAGUUUCAGACUAAAAUAGCCAAGUUUGAAAAACAGACAAUUCUGAGAAUUUUUCCAGCUCCUCCAUUUUAGGAGCAGAACCUGACAUCAUGAGACCCAAUCUUCUGCUACCCAGAGAUCCACUGAUAGUCCACCUUGGUCUACUCAAAACCUAGAAUCCAUUGAAUAAUCUAAUAGAUCAUAGAUAGGGCUAAAUCACAGUUAAUUGGGGACAGAACUGUGUUCAGGCUCCAUAAAGUGCUCGUUAUACAGAAUAGAUAUAGAUAAAGCCUCUUAUACAGAUUAUAUAUAAAUAACACUGUCUUACUACAGCUUUCAAAGUGUCCUGCCUGGCGUUACCUAUUAUAAAUAGAUCUAUUUUUCGAUGUAUCGAAGGUAAAGGGAGUUUUCCUUCUUUAAACAGUGAUAAAUUUCGUGUUAUGUGUGUAGAAACGUACAGUAACAUAUCUAGAAAUAAGGAGAACUGAUAAGUGUCUGUUUUGGCCUAAAAACUGAAGUUCAAAUGGAAAUAAAGGAUUAACCUCUGUGAUUUCCAUAAUUUCUAGUUUAGUUAACGAGUCUCAAUGUGUGAGCAAGUUGUAAAUAUUCUCUGUUAAUCAGCCAUUUUUAUUUCUGAUCUCUGCCUCUCUGUGAAAUUUAUUCACUCAGCAAUGAAUUGUGCAAACUGAAAAUCUGCAGGAAGAUACCCGCUCCCACUGCGCUCAGCCUAUCAUUGCAGUCCAGGUUGGACACAUUCCUACUUGGUAAAGAGGAAGUGUAAUUUCCACAUUAUCAGUAUGGUAGCAGAGGGGCGUGGCUAUGGGUGGCAGGAAGAGACCCGCCCCAGUGUGCUCAGCCUAUCAUUGCAGUCCAGGUUGCACACAUUCCUACUUGGUAAAGAGGAAGUGUAAUUUCCACAUUAUCAGUAUGGUAGCAGAGGGGCGUGGCUAUGGGUGGCAGGAAGAGACCCGCCCCAGUGUGCUCAGCCUAUCAUUGCAGUCCAGGUUGCACACAUUCCUACUUGGUAAAGAGGAAGUGUAAUUUCCACAUUAUCAGUAUGGUAGCAGAGGGGCGGGGCUAUGGGUGGCAGGAAGAGACCCGCCCCAGUGCGCUCAGCCUAUCAUUGCAGUCCAGGUUGCACACAUUCCUACUUGGUAAAGAGGAAGUGUAAUUUCCACAUUAUCAGUAUGGUAGCAGAGGGGCGGGGCUAUGGGUGGCAGGAAGAGACCCGCCCCAGUGUGCUCAGCCUAUCAUUGCAGUCCAGGUUGGACACAUUCCUACUUGGUAAAGAGGAAGUGUAAUUUCCACAUUAUCAGUAUGGUAGCAGAGGGGCGUGGCUAUGGGUGGCAGGAAGAGACCAGCCCCAGUGCGCUCAGCCUAUCAUUGCAGUCCAGGUUGGACACAUUCCUACUUGGUAAAGAGGAAGUGUAAUUUCCACAUUAUCAGUGUGAAGGAUCCUGCUAUCUCUGUAGUACCGAUCCUUGCAGCUUCUCCCGAACUCCCAGUAGAAUAAUAACGAAGUAGUGAUUAUAGCUCCCAAUUCCCCCAAACACGAGUCGAGGCUUCAUGAAGGGGUAAAACGAUCUGACUUAUUGAUGGCCAAACUCAGCCUUUUAUGGUGGUCUCCCAGCAAGGAAACUCCCACAGGGGACCUUGUGGAAAACUUUAACAAAAUAUACAGAACCAAUCAGUUUACAGUACAAUUAUUAAACACACCCACAGUAACAGUGCAAACCCUCCCCUCUAUCCUGGAGAUAAUUCACUUAAUUCUCUCCAGGUAGAGAAAACAUGUCCUUUUUACAUUUUGACAAAACUGUAUUAAAGUCUAUAACUCAUAUUUGGCUGAACGUAGUCUCCAUGUUCCACAUAACCCCAGAUAGCUUGGAUCUGAGCACACAAUAUAGACGAAUAGCGCUCAGAUCCCACGAACACAGUUCUCAAUAUCGUCGAGUAAAGUUUUUAGUUCACCGGUUGUUCGGGAAAUUGAAUCCGAAAAGAGUUCCAUAACUGUAGCUACCUGGGGUCGGUCUAGCUCGUAUAAUAGGAAAGUCCCGAAAGUGUUCAGGAGUUAUUAACCGAAUGGACAGGAACUUGGUGCGCUUCAGCGGUGCGCGGCUAAAUAAGUGUCCGAAAACAGUUCCAGAGGGUCGACGACCAUCUACCUCUGAGUGUUCGAUUUUAAAAUGGCGACCGCCACGUGUUCGGCAAAUGAACGUGGACCACCAAGCCUUUCAUCAAUUACCUUGCGGUUAGCCGCAAGGUCUGGGUUGUAAAUGAGCUGCACACGACCCUGGUGGGAGGUCGGGUGGUUCGGGAGUUUGUUCGGCUCUUUUACAAAUACACGAAAUAGCCAAACACACGAAUAUUUAGACGAAAUGCUGUUUCUCUGAGUAUGUCCAAACAGGGAUUUCGUCACAAUCAGUAUGGCAGCAGAGGGGUGGGGUUAUGGGUGGCAGGAAGAUACCUGCCUCAGUGCGCUCAGCCUAUCAUUGUAGUCCAGGUUGGACAGAUUCCUAUUUGGUAAAGAGGAAGUGUCAUUUCCACAUUAUCAGUAUGGCAGCAGAGAGGCGGGGCUACGGGUGGCAGGAAGAUCCACAGUUUUUAUGGAACUGCUCCAAUACAGUGCAUUUAUAGCAUCCCCAUUGUGUAUGGCAAGUGUUUAAUAUUUCAUGUACAUUGGUAUCACCUAAGCCUUUACAUUGGAGUCCGUCACAGAAUUGUAUUUGGGUCCAUUUUAGUGACACAGUCUCCAGCUAGCAUGACCUCUAGGAGCUGGUGGAGAAAAUGACUUUAUAGGACGUUGUAGUAAAUUUGACCUUAAUUAUUGCUCGUCUGUCAGGUGGCAGAUCGAUUUUGGGCAAUUUUAGAUUAUAAUUGUUAUGACAGUAUUUAAGGAACACCUGUAAUCCUUUUCUUAGUCUUCAUCCUAUACGUUUGGUUUCUUUGUUUUCACUAUGGCGGUGUCUGCAUUCACAUGUGCUGUCUACCUAGUAAUAGGUCGUUAGUAAAUAUGGAGGAUAGAUCAGGCUAAGAAUUGAACCGUGGGGAAUGUGAAAUCUAGCUGUUGAUGGAGGUGUAUUGGGUUCUGUCCGAUAAGUCACUGUUCGCUCCUUUGUAGCAGUGCAAUCUGUUGAGGUUUUGUGUCCCAGACUCCCUUACACAAGCACUUCCAUUCUCUGCAGACUGAGAGCAUUAACACGUUACACGUCAAAGAACUUUCAUGCCUACUUGCCGAAUCUCACAUGUCCGGAGAUUACAGCCAGCAAUGAAUGGGGAAUGGAAAUGCUCAGAUUUGGUGUCCUCUGAAUAUUAAAGCGUAGAACGUCUGAUUAUUCAUAGCUCUUAGCACAUGUCAGGCUGAUAGACAGUUGCAAGUUGAAAUCCUGACCUCAUUUACUGUUUUUUGAGAUAAAAUGUAAAAGAGAUGCAUAAUACGUUGUUAGUACAAUGUCUAGAUUACAUUUUAUAACCCACCUAAAGCUGAAUCUGUCACGCACACACACAUUUUGUAAAAGACGGAGCCACUUAAACAGAGACUAUCGCCAAUCUGAACAAAACACACAGUGAUUAGUAAGAAAAGCUCACUUACCUUGACUAUGGGGUAUGUUAUCUUAAAGCACCUUGUUCAAAUCGUUGCUUGCACUCGAAUUCCCUAUAAGUGGUCUACAUACAUUCAAGAAGUCAUGUGGGUUGAGGUCAUUUGCAUGAAAUGCCCUCGAAUGCCUUUGAAUAUUGACUUUUGUCUUAAAAUACAAUUUUAUCAUGUUUUGAAGCAUUCAGCUUCAGUUAGGGAGCAAUGAUUAACAUUUGUGCAGAGGAAGAAUUUACUUGGAUAAGUUGAUACAUUAACUGUGACUAACCAUAACUGGCUCGAAAAACAAUCUAUACUAUAUGCCAAGAAGCAAGUGGGCUUUUAGGAUUCUGAUUUGAGUUCAGUCAUUGAAUCAGAGAGCAAAUAAACACUGUAGGGUUAAAUAUUUCAUGUGGGUAUAAAACCAUUCAUUAUUUGUAGGUAUUUCAAGCUGUUUCGAAGUAGCUACAGAGAAUUUCAGACUAUUGGAAGAUCUGAAGGUUUUCGGAACAUUUGUCCACUGUUACAGGGGUAUGUUUGGGAAUGUUGCUGCAAGUUUAUAACUGGGAAUAGUGCGUAACAGUCUGGAAGUAGGCCCGAAGGAGAGGAGUGUGAACCUGGAGUGAGUCAACUGCUCCCGAAAGAUGGGAAUUUGUAGCAAUUGAGGAGUAGUCCUGAUUGUACCAACCAACCUCCCCUAUGCGUACUUUCUAAUGAAGUUAAACAUUUCCCAAGCUGCCAUCUCUGCCUUCUACAGCACCAUUUUUUUUACUUUCUGAAUUAACACAAUGAGUUAGUCACUAAACUCUACAUUUUCACUAAUUAAAAUCUGAAUGGAAAAUGAAAACUAAAAUAGCUCAUAUUCACAAAUUAUCCAACCGAGCUUGGCUACUCGACCCUAAAUGUUCUAAUUCAGGUUUUAAUUCAGUAAAGGUGGAGUUUGGUAAAUAACACUGUAAAAUGUGUGUUAUAGGGAUCUAUUAAAACCCUUGUGAAUGAGACACACAAUAAAUGAUUUUUAUUAUAGGGCAUUUGGACGCUAUACCGACAUAUCACCUGAUGCACAUUUUCUCUUUAAAUACCAUUUUGUAUCACACGGUAAUUUGCGAUAUGAUUCAGAAGUUGAUCUGUAAAUCAUGUACCCUGUAUUACCAUAUUUUGAAACCUCACUGGCUGGGUCACUGUCCGGGUUAUUUACUAAGGUGAGAUCUCUUAGUAAGUGAAUUUUACCUUCAAAGCCCUUGUACCUAAACUGGAAGCCAAGCUGAUUUUGGAGAUAUAUUUUCACUUUAAUUUCAUAACAAUUCUCAGAUUAUAGCUGUGUGUUUCUGAAACCUCCGGCCACUCUGACCACAGUACGCCACAUACUCCUCGUGUUCUGAAAAUUCUGAGAAUAGAGAGCGGUGCCACGGACUGCAUGUGAACACACCAUGGCUCUACCUAGAGCUUAGAAUGGCCCGACCACUAAACAGUGCACCUCGCGGUGUGCGAACUGCUAGCAGCCACGAUAUCUGCCUAGAGCCUAGCGUGGCCUGACCACUAAACAGUGCACCUCGCGGUGUGCGAACUGCUAGCAGCCACGAUAUCUGCCUAUUGUAUGCGUGUGUAUAAACAUAUAAUAAUUUAAUCUUUUUUGGGGGAAAUAAAUAUAUUUAUCACAUAGCACCAAAAAAACGUUUUUCUUUCCAAAAUCUCUGUUAACCUGGAUCUGUCCGGAGAGAAUUUAAUAUUCACAGAAGUUAACUUUCCUCCUGUGUUUCCGUCAAGCAUAACUGAACAUGGCUGGUGAUCUGACUGCUGGCCUUCCUUUGAAAUGGAUCAGAUCAUGAAUAUUCUGAACGCGUUAUUUCAUGCCAUUUCAUGUGCUAUUGGAUGAAACACACGCAGGGCGUCCUGCUGUGCAGAGAAGAGAGCCUUCAGAUAAUGUUAAACUCUGCUGACAGUGUGCUCAGUGCUACUCUGCAAGGCAUCAUCCGUGAUUUAAAAAAACAAAACAUUUAAUUUAAAAUGACCGCUAUUGUGGUAGCUACCAAUAUGUCCACCUGCAGCCCUCGGCGCUGUCUGUGACUGUGACACCAACAUGCUAACUGACUACAAUUCCCACAAUGCUUGGCAAUCCUUUGUCAUUUGGACCUUGGACAAAGAAUCAUGGGAGUAAUUAAACAGCAUCCAAUUUUCUAGAUAAAAAGACUUUAAAUGUCAUCAUUCCUUCAUUCAGAUUAUGUUAGUUGGAGGUGUUGGUGUUUUAUAAAUAAUAAUGCAAAAAUACACAAGUUGCACGUCCACCUUUUACCUUUUGAUCAUUGGGGAUAAAACCAAUAAAAACCUCGUGUCCUCUUUGGUUUGGGGGAUUUUGCUCAGUGAGUGGGUACAGAGUUUAGUGUUAGUAAUUAUUAGCACGCCCCAUGAUGUCAUCUGGAAUAAUGUUAUGGUCUAUUAUAAUGGGGCGUCUAUGGUCAGGAUGGGAGAUUCAAGCACGGGUGUUUUACUGUGGCGUAGAGAUGUAUUGAUUAGUAGUUAUGGUUAACAAUUAGCGGGUGACGUUCUUUAGGGUUAUGAUUAGGGGUUAAGGUUCCACUAAGGGUCAGGGGUUAAGAAUAGACAGAGUUUAGGGGGAUAAAGGUUAGUGGCAAAAGUGCUGGCAGUGAGGGAUUCAGUUUAACCCCUUUAUCACCGCCAGUGUGCCUAGACUGCCAACCUAUUGCCCUGGGUCGGUGGAAGGCAUUGGGUUUAAGGGUUUGGGAGAAACUUUUAAAAUAUAAUUUAGGGCAUUCCUUGCUCCUAUUGACCUGCACAGAUUUCUGCCAAAAUGAUUAACACAUUCACACAACAACCAAUCCCUGAAAUGAUUAGAUUCCUUUAAGGUUUUUUUUGAAGCCGAGUAACCCGUCAGGCGGGUGUUUUUAGGAACAUGUUGAAGUGCAAUACUCGUGGGAAGCAGGCUCUGGGGGCUUAUUUAUUAAACCAAUACUGUAUGUUUUCCGUCUGUACCAUGUAUGAGAAUUAAACAAGUCACGUUUGUCCCCGGACCAUGACGAGACGUGGCUGUUACCGUUAAGGGUUUGGAGAGUGCAAUGUCUGCACAAGCAGCAGUCUGGGAGUCCGACGUGCACUUACUGCGCACUAUCAGGACAAACAAUUCAAGGAAGAUCUCAUCUGUUAUAACCGUGUAAAAUAAUAUAGGUUUUAUUUACUAAAGGGAAAAUUCAAAGUGAAUUUCAAAUAAAGGCCAGACUAGUCGAACCGAGAGCAUAGCUGGUGUCGAGAGUUUUUCCAGUUUGGCUGUUUUAACCUUAAUUUUAAAUUAACUUUGAAUUCUCCCUCUAGCACAUAACCCGGUAUAUUUCAUGGAACGUUUUCAGGGUAAAUUUAUGGAACAUUCUGACAUUCAAGGCUCUCUGGAUAGAACCCAGUUCAGCAUUGCUGGGACUACAAUUCCUAUAAUCCAAUAACGGCCAAGUACUGCAGGGCUGGAAUACUUUCUGUGUACCACUAUCAGGAUUGCUAUUUAUUUGGGGGAGGGGGUUUAUUUUCUUAUAAAUAGGUAUACAUGGUAGCAUGUAUCUUCAUCUAAUGAGACAUUGUGUGUGAAAAGUUUAUACUCCCGCUAUUCACUACCACAGAUGUGCAAAAAUCCAAGUUAUGAGUCGUGCAAAGUCAUGCAAUGUCAGAAGCCCCGUGGCCUAUUCCUCGGGGGUUCUAUUUAUUUAUGAAAUACACAUAGAGAUACGUAUUACAUUGGUUUUUAAAAGGGGUCAAAUUUUUUUAUAGUGCAUUUUUGUAAGGUUUUUUGCAGAUUUUCAUUUCCACAAAUUCCAAAAUAAAUGUACUUUUAAAAAAACUUUUGCAGAUAAAGCGAUGUUCUGUUCACAUUGUGAUCCCAUUAGACUUCAUUUGCAUUUUCCCUGAUUCUUCCAAUCAUCAAUUAUUCAGGAAACCUUCUCUGACAUUUUCUGAUUAGCUGAACGACAGGAAAAAUCAAUAGCAAUUAUUUAUUUUUUCUUUAUUUAGAUGAAUCUAUAAAAAUGUUUUAAAAACCAGUCUUAACUUCUCGAUAUUGGCAAGCUGAUUGUGAUUGAGAGUCCGUGAUAUCCGAGAUAAAGGAAUAAUAAAUGUACUUGUUUUGUGGCCGUUUCUGGCUGCAGCUGUAAACCAGUGAUCACUUAUCAUAUCUCGCUGAGCAUUAUGGCGAAUGUACUGACUGACUUGACUGACGCUAUUCCCUUUUAAUUUUUUUUGCAGUGUUUAUUCUGGAUUUAGAGGGCCGUGCGUGUACCUAGAAUGAAGAUGGUGAUUCUGGAAAGUCGAGCGGUAUUGGGGUGCUCUGAGAGUGUGAGGUGCCAGACUGGGCAAAGAGCGCCACAGUGACACCCUAAUAGCACCCACUGCAAAAUGAGCAAACUGAGCUUCCAAAAUAACAGAGUUAUGCAGGAUCGACGGAGCGUCUGCGUGUUCCUACCCAAUGAUGACACGUUAAAUAUCAUCAUAAAUGUAAGUAUGUUCUGCGACUUCUUCCAGUGUGUAGAUUGUAAGCUCUGUGGGUUAGAGAUUUUGCACACUCUAUUAGAAUGUCUGUUGAACAUUGUGCUUACUGAGUGCCCACACCUGCUGCAGCAAAUUUAUUUUUUGCAAUCAAAUUGUGAACAAACGUGGCAUACACUCGUGUGUUGUGUGAGGCGGAAGGUACAGGGGGAAAAAGAAAGUACCCCCUCUUUGAAUUCUAUGGUUUUACUUAAAAACAUUCAUCAGUUCGGUAGCAGGUCGUAGAAUUGGGUAAAUACAACCGGAGAUGAACAACACAUGACAUUACACCACGUCAUGAUUUAUUUAACAAAUAUGAAGCCAAAAUGGAAAAGUAACUGUAUCUGUCUCUGUGGAGUAGAUGUACCGAUACUCAGAAAUUCGAAGUUAGUUUGAAAAGAAUUUUACAUUUUAGGACAAUAUAGUCAAACCUGGUAUUUCGAAUUCAGGUAUUUUGGCAUAAAAUGUGACAUUUCCUUUGAAUUCUUUGAACCUUGAGUGUGUGAGCUCAUGGGAUAUUUAGCAAAAUACUUUGUAUGAACGAACUUCAGUGGCGAGAUUUAUUGGUCUCUGUAUAUUGGACUGUCCUUUUCACCAAUUGUACAGCGCUGCGGAAUAUGUUGGUGCUUUAUAAAUGCCAGUAAUAAUAAUUCUCAUCAGUUAAUGUUUUAGUAUAUAUCUGUGGGAAUGUAGAACAGAAGCAGACUGUAUGAGUGCAGGGUUUUGAAAAUACCGAGCCCUGACGCAGAGUUUAUUGACAAUUCUAUGAUUUCAACAUUAAAACGAGCAUUGUUCUUCCUGCUAAACGAUAUGUUUGUAUGUUACAGGUUAAAGCACUUUGCCAGGAGUUACUAGUCCAGGUGUGUGACCUGCUCCGGCUAAAAGAUUGUCAUCUCUUCGGGCUCAGCGUCAUACAGAGUAAGUAGCAGUAGCAAACGGCAGCUGUCACGUCCCAGGAUUGUUAAUAUUGUGUUUUCAUUUAUCCCUAUAUUUAAUAAAUAUGUAUUUGUGAGGUGUGAAAAAUAAAAUAAAAAAAGGUAGAAGUUCACACCCGUUUAACGACUUUAUAACUCUGACAUGUUGCUGGUUUUUUUCCAUGUCAUUCAUGAAUUCUGCAUUCUGAGUUUGCAAGGAUUGAAGUGCUGCCCUGCAGUAUGUGGAAUUAUUGUGCUCCCGGUGUGAAAUCAAUUUAUCACUGCAGCUCCUUUUUGGUUUUCCUUCUGUGAUUACUAAAUUAGGAUCACAUCAGGAGUAUGUGAAUUCCGCAUACUGUCUGGAAGCUUUUCGAAGUCCUGCCCCACAGAGUGAAGAAUUAAUAAAGCACUAUACAUAGUGUCGAAGUGUUAGCUGUGUGUUGCCUGCAUGCUGGCACUCAGGGGGUUAAACCGGCAGCCUCCCAUGCGGUGUUUCUGAUAAACGAGCACAGCUGAGGCUCAUGAGCCGCUCCUUGCAUUCCUGCUAACACUCAGAGAAGAUUCUACACAGAGAGCGUGUAACAAACUGAACAAAAUGCCACCAACCGGGGCCGUCACUUCAUGGCGCUCACUCACAGGAUGGACACCGACUCUGCGAUUCUUUCAGAGAACACAAGAAACGUGAAGAUUGAAGAAGUAAAUUAGCUGCAGGGAUCGGAACGUGUCAUGCAAAACACAGCAAUUCCAGAUAUUAGUGACGGCUUUUGCCAAAUACGCAUUCCUGCUGUGGGCAGUACAUGAAAAGAGCUGCCUUGUGUUAUACAAUAUCCAUAUUAUAUAUAUAUGCAUUGAUGGGCAGUGCAUGGAAAGUGCUUCCCUGAAGUGUGUUCAGUUCCAGGUCUGCCAGAAGAAUGAGUUUGUAGAAUCCACAAUCUAUAACACGUUAGGUUUAAUACAUGAAGUGGGCAGCAGUUUUCAUAUGAUACACAACAGCACGACAAUACUAAUCUCAAUGUACACCGUGUGAGGGUCACCGUUAAACAAUGCCAUCCAGUUCAUGGGAUUUGUUCAAAUUCACUCUGAAAUUGCACGUUUUAGGCCAAACUAAUAAAGUUGAAGGAAUUGUGCCGUUUUAGCCUGAAACUUGUAAUAUUCUUGUUGUUUAGUAAAAAUUCCUUAGUUUGGGUUUCCCAGGGUAUCAUCGCCCAUUGAACACAGCAGCAGAUUGUCACAUUAUUCAGAUUAAAUGAAGACUGCAGACAUCCGCCUACAUUGAAUGAGAAUUACCCGAAUUAUUCAUUUUUUUUAUACUGGAAACCUCCAUUCUUUGGCAGUAAUAUAACAAUGAUUGUAUUCAGAAAAGGAAUUAUGACUUCUCUGGAAUUUACUCUAUAUUAAAGGAACACGAUAGCGUUAGGAAUGGAAACAUAUAUUCUCUUUACUGUUUAGAUUCAGGGAAAAUGUUUUAACCCCUUAAGGACCAAACUUCUGGAAUAAAAGGGAAUCAUGACAUCACACGUCAUGUGUCCUUAAGGGGUGAAAGCAGACCAUCUUUUGUCUAAUCCCAGCAGCCGUUGUGGGUUUCAGGAUUUGUCUGUGGAUAAGAAUCGCUUAUUUAAUAAGCGCUGCUUUCCUCCAAUCAAAGGCUUUCUAUGAGAAAAGUUUAGAGGACGUGACGUGUGAGAAUCUAUUCGAUUUAUAUCAAAGAUUUCGUAUUUGUCCUCACAAUCCGGUUCAUUCCCGUGUCACUGUAGGAGAAGAAACCGCAAUAAACAUUUUUUAUAUCAAUUUGAUUAAGCUGUUACAUAAGCAAACAUUGUAUUAAAAAUCCUGGCAAUUAAUAGUUAAACGUAACCAAAAACCCAUUAAUAUGUAAGCAUGGCGUCCCCUCUAAAUAAUCAUAUUGCAGGGCUGGUGCUAUAUGUGGCGUAUUGCAAUAAUAGUUCGUGUAUUUCAAGAAUCAGAACCAUUAAAAGAAAACGUGGGAUCUUGGAAUAUCCUCACUAGGCUGGCUGAGCGUAUUGGGAGUUGGGUGCACUGUGUCUGAUUUUCCUGAGUUGACACACCCACAUUACCCCCCAUCGUCCAGUCUGUGCUCCAGCCUAACUGGAUGGUCCUGAUCUGUCCAUACGUGGCCCCCUGUUCUCACUAGGAUUUCCAGAGCUAGCUGUUUCUCAGUCAUUGCUCGCGUACACAUUGCAGGGCAGAACCUUUCCUGUGCUGCCCAUCAACACGUGGAAGUAAUAUGCUUCCAGUAGAUCAAGGUGUAGAUCAAAUAAUGAAGAUUUUCUAUACAGGACCAUCUUAAAGGCAAAGUGCUAUUAGCAGGUUUGGUUAGCUAUGACAUUGCGUUGGUUUCCAUGGUAACUGCUCCAUUUUCUCCGUAUUGUUGCACGGAUUUUGCGUGAUUUUCUUAGCAUUUUUUCUAAAUCUGCUCCUGACAAAUUUUUGAUAUAUUUUAUUAAUAAUCCUAAAGGUUACAUUUUGAUAAAUACCCUGUUUGCACUAUUUCCAGUGACCAGUCUCCAUGUAACGUUUGUCCAGUUUGGGGUUUAUUCAUUAAACAUCAAAUCGUAGGGGACAGAAAAUCCCACCGGCAUAUUGCAGUGUAAACCAGCCGAGCGGAGACCGCAGUGGAGUCAGAGUGCUUCUUAAUCAGCAAUUUUUAUAGAGAAUUUGCAGAAUUUCACUACAAACCACUGUUUAGAGAAUAGACCCCUUAAUGCUUAGCAAUCAGCAUCCAAUUUGCACAUUUAUUGUCCGUUUCUAAUCUCCUAAAUGGUCGAGUUAAGAUAUGACUGUACGCAAUCUCUAAUUUAACCCCUUAACUGCCGAACGUGUUAGUGAUGCAUCUCGCAUUUCAGUAAUGUCAUCACUUCAGGCUGUUGGGUGAUAUACAGAAUUCAUACGCUGCCUGGGAGAGAUUAGUGAGUGAGGGUAAAAUCUGAAAGUAGGUGAUUUCUCUCCUGCAGCAUAUGAAUUCUGCAUACUGCCAGCCAGCAUUUUUCAUGCUCUGGCCAUCUGAAUAAAUGCGAUUCUCUGUGUUGGAGCUGGCGAGGAUUUCUUAUUAACCCAGUGCGAUCCCAGUUCCCCAAGACAGAAUUCCGCUGGCAUUGGGCUGUCUAAGAAUGGAGUUUGUGUACAUUGGCUGAAUCUCUCUCUCUCUCUCUCUCUCUCUCUCUCUCUCUCUCUCUCUCUCUCUCUCUCUCUCUCUCUCUCUCUCUCUCUCUCUCUCUCUCUCUCUCUCGCAGACAAUGAACAUGUUUACAUGGAACCUUUGCAGAAAGUCUACAAAUACUGCCCCAAGGAGUGGAAGAAGGAGGCCAGCAAGGUACGUCCCUCUCUUUCUUUACUCAAUAGAUUUCUUGCUCUUUAGGAAUUUUUGCCGCUGUUGUAAUAAGAGAAAGUGAUCUGUUUAUUAUUAUUAUUAUUAUUAUUAUUAUUAUUAUUAUUCCUCUGCCAAAACACAAAUCCUAAUACAAGUAUUAUUAGUGAAUAACUUCCAAUAAUAGUGAUCUAGACUCCACGAUGUACCUGGAAACUUGUAACAAGAUCCAUUUAUCUUUCACGGUUCCUUAUUUUAAUGUGAUUAACCCUUUCCCCCUCUCCCUGCAGGGUAUAGACCAGUUCGGUCCACCUAUGAUCAUACACUUCCGAGUGCAAUACUAUGUCGAAAAUGGGAGAUUAAUAAGGUAAGAAUGAAUAACCGGACCUGUUCUGUAACAUACACACAGUGUGCAGGUUAAUAAGGUAAGAAUGAAUAACCGGUCCUGUUCUGUAACAUACUCAGUGUGCAGGUUAAUAAGGUGAGAAUGAAUAACCGGUCCUGUUUUGUAACAUACACUCAGUGUGCAGGUUAAUAAGGUGAGAAUGAAUAAUCGGUCCUGUUCUGUAACAUACACACAGUGUGCAGGUUAAUAAGGUGAGAAUGAAUAAUCGGUCCUGUUUUGUAACAUACACUCAGUGUGCAGGUUAAUAAGGUGAGAAUGAAUAAUCGGUCCUGUUCUGUAACCUACACUCAGUGUGCAGGUUAAUAAGGUGAGAAUGAAUAAUCGGUCCUGUUCUGUAACCUACACUCAGUGUGCAGGUUAAUAAGGUGAGAAUGAAUAAUCGGUCCUGUUUUGUAACAUACACACAGUGUGCAGGUUAAUAAGGUGAGAAUGAAUAACCGGUCCUGUUUUGUAACAUACACUCAUUGUGCAGGUUAAUAAGGUGAGAAUGAAUAACCGGUCCUGUUUUGUAACAUACACACAGUGUGCAGGUUAAUAAGGUGAGAAUGAAUAACCGGUCCUGUUUUGUAACAUACACUCAUUGUGCAGGUUAAUAAGGUGAGAAUGAAUAAUCGGUCCUGUUUUGUAACAUACACACAGUGUGCAGGUUAAUAAGGUGAGAAUGAAUAACCGGUCCUGUUUUGUAACAUACACUCAUUGUGCAGGUUAAUAAGGUGAGAAUGAAUAAUCGGUCCUGUUUUGUAACAUACACACAGUGUGCAGGUUAAUAAGGUGAGAAUGAAUAACCGGUCCUGUUUUGUAACAUACACUCAGUGUGCAGGUUAAUAAGGUGAGAAUGAAUAAUCGGUCCUGUUUUGUAACAUACACACAGUGUGCAGGUUAAUAAGGUGAGAAUGAAUAACCGGUCCUGUUCUGUAACAUAUACUCAGUGUGCAGGUUAAUAAGGUGAGAAUGAAUAACCGGUCCUGUUCUGUAACAUACACUCAUUGUGCAGGUUAAUAAGGUAAGAAUGAAUAACCGGUCCUGUUCUGUAACCUACACUCAAUGUGCAGGUUAAUAAGGUGAGAAUGAAUAAUCGGUCCUGUUUUGUAACAUACACUCAUUGUGCAGGUUAAUAAGGUGAGAAUGAAUAACCGGUCCUGUUCUGUAACAUAUACUCAGUGUGCAGGUUAAUAAGGUGAGAAUGAAUAACCGGUCCUGUUCUGUAACAUACACUCAUUGUGCAGGUUAAUAAGGUAAGAAUGAAUAACCGGUCCUGUUCUGUAACCUACACUCAAUGUGCAGGUUAAUAAGGUGAGAAUGAAUAAUCGGUCCUGUUCUGUAACAUACACUCAGUGUGCAGGUUAAUAAGGUGAGAAUGAAUAAUCGGUCCUGUUUUGUAACAUACACACAGUGUGCAGGUUAAUAAGGUGAGAAUGAAUAACCGGUCCUGUUUUGUAACAUACACUCAUUGUGCAGGUUAAUAAGGUGAGAAUGAAUAAUCGGUCCUGUUUUGUAACAUACACACAGUGUGCAGGUUAAUAAGGUGAGAAUGAAUAACCGGUCCUGUUUUGUAACAUACACUCAUUGUGCAGGUUAAUAAGGUAAGAAUGAAUAACCGGUCCUGUUUUGUAACAUACACACAGUGUGCAGGUUAAUAAGGUGAGAAUGAAUAACCGGUCCUGUUUUGUAACAUACACUCAUUGUGCAGGUUAAUAAGGUGAGAAUGAAUAACCGGUCCUGUUCUGUAACCUACACUCAAUGUGCAGGUUAAUAAGGUGAGAAUGAAUAAUCGGUCCUGUUUUGUAACAUACACUCAGUGUGCAGGUUAAUAAGGUGAGAAUAAAUAACCGGUCCUGUUUUGUAACAUACACACUGUGUGCAGGUUAAUAACAGAUAUCCAAACAUGCAAAAUCUAAUUUCAGAGAGGUGGCUGUACCAGCAACGGCAAACACACGUGUGCACCUACACAUACAGACCCCAAAACGCACAAAUACACACAGCCACCAAACAUGUAUGAACAACUACAUCAUAUUUUAUUAUGACUGAACACAACUAUUUACAUAUUACAACUAUUUACACAUACUAUUAACACAAAGACUCAUGCACACACCUUGACACACAGAUAUGGACACUGACACAUACACACACACUUUCACAUACACACACAGAUACACACACUGUCAAUACACACACUGACAUACAGAUACACACAUUCAUACACACAGAUACACAGACUGGUAUAUACACACACUUAGAUACAUACACACUCACUCAGAUACACACUGACACACAUACACUCACUCAGAUACACACUGAAACACAGAUAUACACACUUGGAUACAUACAGAUACACACUCACUGAGAUACACACUGACACACAGAUACACACACUUGCACACACACAAGGUAUAAUCAUUUGAUCUGCACCCACCCUUAGCUUACCUUGUGUUAUGGUUGAGGCUGAUGGGAGCUCCAGCAUCUCUUUUGCCUCCAUGCUGCCUGUGUGCUCCAGCUCUCUAUCACUUCCUCCCAGCCGGCAGAUACUGCAGGCACCGGUCAGACUCUUAAAAGGCUGGGGCACUUGAUUGGGCCCCUGCUCAGAAAUAAUAUUAAUCGGAUUGGUAAUCUUAAUAUAUUCUAAAUGCCCUUAAUUUAUUGAGAGCAUUUAGAAUAUAUAAUAGCCCGUAAAUCACACUCAAUCUGAUAUAUAUUGUAUGUCAUAUUGUAUGAGACUUGAGGGCGUCAGGGAGACACACUACAAAUACGGGAGUCUCCUGGACAUACUGGGAGACGUGGGAUGUCUGUAAUAAGGAUCACCUAGCGGGGAGAACCAUAACAUAUUGCCAAUAUAUAUAUGAUAUGUUAAUAUUUUGAAAAUAAAUCAUUUGAACGGCUUAUCCAAAAAUAUUAAAUCGAGGCCAUAAUGAAAAAGAAGUGAGGCGGAUGUUACCACGCAGCUUAAUUAAGAAAGAUUCCACUCCGAAGCAUUACUUGGUGAAUAAAGCGGCGGGUGCUGGAUGGAUUGCUACACCUGAUUGCUAUUUUUUGUCUGAGUUGCUCGAUAUAUUAUAUCUACUAUAGCAAGUCCACACGGGUUAUUUUCCUUUUUUUUUGUGAUGGCAGUAAAUAUAAAAUACAAAAUAAAUUAAUUUAUGAAAUGACAUGCUAAAUAAUCUUAAUAUUUUGGCUUUAUGAAAUUCUGUAUUUUUAGGAUAAUCUGGACGUUUACUUGGCCUAUAAUUGAAAUCUGAGCUUUUUGGAGCUGAGCGGAGCGUUUUGUUUCCAAACCUAUUAAUUUAGGAUGUAAUCUCAUUGUCCUCUACUUAAUAAAUGGGCCCCCAAUGGCCUCUCUUCAUACAUGAAGUAUUGAUCCAUUAAAACAAUAAUGGGAGUUUAGACAAACAAGCUCAUCUUCUUCUGUAAUAUCCGCGUGGAUUAUUCACUGUUCCAGAUAUUUAUCUACAUAAGGAUUCCUUCUUUUGACUGGUGUAGUAAUUAGUGGAGAGGGGACUCCUUUUGCCUCAAUUUCAACCUGAACGAAUCUCUUAAAUGACCUCGUUAAGGGAUUGUUUGCAUAACUUGGUUCCCAUGUAAGACCUCAAUAUGGUCUCUCUGUGUCCUGCUGGGGACAGCCCAAGAUAAACACUCAGAGAGGCCUUCUACAAGGUGACACAACAUGUUUACUGCUAAGGAAAACACAAUGUGUCACUGCAUGAAUGUAACAGCUUUAUGGCCGGCCAUAAUGUGCCUUUAUUGAGGGUUCGACUGGUUCAAGCCUGAAUGUGUCUGUGAGACUAAAUAAAACCAUAGAUCGCCAAAAAUCUAUACAUAUAGCCAUACAGCUGUGCAUCCACUUAAUGAAAUGACUGAAUACUCCCAAAUUAAACACUAUUGAUGUGAUCUUGUAUAAACCCAUCGGACGUAGGCCGCCGUUUUUAAUAAGGGAUUUUUACAUUUCCCUUUUGUUUAUGAAAAUCCACGUCGUUUUCUCAUAAUUUCUCCUGUUUGAGAAGAUGAGUCGACAAUAAGUUUGUCUUCAGUAAUAAAUUGUCUGGUUAUUGCCAUUAGAGAAUGAAGAUGUGAUGUAUGAAAAAUAUAUACUUUUAAAAACAAUUAAAAUAUGGAUUGAUGUUCAGCCUAAAACUUGAAGUGAGAAGUGUUACAUUUGCGCUAAAAGUAUCUCUGAACCCAGAAAACAGGCAGCCUAACUGUAACACAAUGAACCUGUGGCAAACGUGGAAUGUAAUCCACCAAUAGCUCAAUGUACCCGUGGCAGGCAUGGAAUGUAACCCACCAAUAGCUCAAUGUACCCGUGGCAAACGUGGAAUGUAACCCACCAAUAGCUCAAUGUAGACGUGGAAUCUAAUCCACCAAUACCUUAACGUACCCAUAGCAGCCGGUGUGCCAAAGAAUGGGAUAUUUCCCUAAUUUGCUGCAUUGAAGUCUCUCAGUUUUUUUUGUCCGUACUAGCAAACUCCCAUUGUGCCAUAUACUCUGUGUGAGCAUCGUAGCUGUACAUUAUUAUUAUUAUUAUUAAUAUAGCGCUAUCAGAUUCCAUAGCGCUGUACAAUACACAGUCUGUAUAUCCAAUCUACCUGCUCCACAUGAGAUUUAACCCUUUCUAUCUGACCUCAUACCACAAUCUCUGUGUUGCCCUCAUUAUGGCCUUAUUACAGAUGUUCUGCGGAGAUGGCUCACACGUCGUACCAUCCAUGGCCUGCAGGCAGCACAGCCCUUCUUUUUUUUUAUAGAAGACACAAAGGGCUCCUAUUUCUGCAAACAUCUGGAAAUGGUUAAAUAAAGGAAACGCCAUUAGCAGAGGCCGCACAGCAACUUCAUUCUGUGGGAGAAUCGGUCUUUAACACAGCCCAGUUGUAGGCUAAGAUAGGGAUUUCGGCUACAAGGGACAUAGCCCGGGGGCGAGCCGCAUUCAAAAUGCACAUUGCGCAACUAUACCGGAUAUUGGUUUGUUUUCCACAUUUAUACCAUGAAGUUAGAAUAGGGUGAAAAGUGUGACUAAAUGACCUAUUAUUUAAAAUAAUUAUUACAAUGUAUAAAUGUGAUCACAAUGUGACAAUUUUGAAAUUUGUUUAUUGGGCUACAUUUUCCCGCCAUCUUGCAUCUAGUGUUAUGUGCAAUCUACGAUGUGUCCCUACGUGAAGACUUGUAUAAGGAUUGGCCACCGAAAAUUCAGACCAGCGUUCAAAAAGUGGAGCAGUCAUCGUGGAAACCAAUGGAAUGUUUUUGAUUACGCUGGUUCCUAUGGUGAUAUCUCACGUUUUGCAGCUGUGACUCGUUUUACGAUCCCCUUUCCUAAAUCCCAGUCCCCAUGAAACCGAAAGUCACAACGAAAACAAAAAAUACCCCAACUGUGGCCGUUUCCACUGUCACUUACAAAGCGCAUUCAAAGUUUUUUAAUACAAACCAUGUGGGCGUGCAAUGCAAUAAUGUUAUGACCGAAUGAGUCCUAUUUGGGUUAGAUCAAUAACAUUUCUGUGAUUAGAAAGGCUGGGCCCCAUUUUUAGGGCUCUGCGCCUGACUGCAACACAUUUAUAAAUCGCUCCAUUCAUAUUUCUCCAUCACUCCCUUUAUGGUAACACGACUUAACACCCAUACAGGUAUAUUGAUAUAUUAAUGCCCCAUUGGGAUAUCUCCCCCUCUCUCACUUGACGAAGGAGAUCUAUUGACCAUGAAUAUUAAUGCAGUUUUUUUCGAUACAAUGUAAAUGUUUAUCCAACAUCUUGUGUUUUUAUCUCCCAUUGCAGCGAUAGAACCGCCCGAUACUUUUACUAUUGCCACCUACGGAAACAAGUCUUGCUGUCUGCGUGCACGCAGCGGGAAGAGGCUUACUUCCUCCUGGCGGCCUUCGCUCUACAAGCUGAUCUGGGGAACUUCAAAAGGAACAAACACUACGGCAAAUAUUUUGAGCCUGAGGCGUACUUUCCUCCGUGGGUAAGGCUGCUUUCUUUAAAUCGUUCAUGUUAUUUGUUCCAGUCUGUGUUAACGUUUUAUUCUUAGUGACGUUUUGUGGGCUAUUUUUCAGACUGGCGAGAGAUACAGAGAGAAAAAAGGCUUUUUACUACGAUUUCUCCGUUACGUUACUUGUUUAUCUUUUUCCAUUUGCUGCAUCACAUUUAUAACUUUGUUUAUGUUUCACGCGAACAUAUUUAAUAUUGCCAAGACAAACAGGACAGGAGUCUACAUAGCUUCCAGAAUAUGAAUCGUAUGACCCCAAUACGUCAUCACAAAACUAAAUAAAACAAACCCCGUCUGCAUAAAUAAUCACUCCAACACUAGAUUUAAAAUCUAACUUUGAUGAGCUGAUUAUUUUGUUUAUUGUAACAUAGUUACCAGGACUAUCUCGGUUGUGAGGGAGCGUUUAGUGGAUCAAAGUUAGAAUGCAUUCACCUACAAAAGAUACAUUUAUCUCAUCACUGGUUUCCAAGUGUGUCCCAGGGACUGGAUGAUCUGAUUAGCUAACAGGGUUAUUCACUAAACUGUCUAGAAUUCAAAGUAAGUUUAACUUUCAAGGGCAAAGUAGCCAAACUGGAAAGUCUGCAAUGCUUCCUGUCUGGUUACCCUUUGCCUGAAAUUCACUUUGAAUUCCCAAUAUUUCUCACCUGUUGGAUACAGUAGCUGGAGCACUUUUCACUGAACGAUCUCAUUUUACACCUGUUCUAAUUCUAAUGUAUUUAUAAAUCUCCACUGAAUGUGUAAUGGUAAUAAAUAAACUAGGGACUGUCCCUCGUAAAUCGGGACACUCGGGAUGAAUGCACUGGAGAUAUUAAGUAAGGAUGUACAGCAAGAUUAUAAAGAAAGUUCAACUUAUAUUAUCACUACAAUAAAUAUGCAUUGAUCAUUAAUGUUAAUUGCCAUGUAGUAUUAUUUAAUAGUUAUAAAGCUCCAACAAAUACUGCAGCGCUGUACAAUGGAUUAUUGCAUGUUUAUCUCUGUAUCUAAAGCUUCUAUUGGUGGAUUCGCCCUCCUCUCCUGCAUGUAAAGCAUGUUAUUCUGUGUGUUACAUGUGAUGAGAUUUAACGUAUCGAGAAUCUCCAGUAUCGCGCCGCCAUCUAUUCAUUUUAUUUCUUUUUAAUGGAAAAUUGAUUUAAAAGCGGUUUCUCUGGCUCUCAGAGCUGGGAUACUUUACACUGCAGGUAAUUCGGCCACAAUGUAUAAUUCUGCCAUUGAUCUCAUAGUAAUUUGUUCUCUGGAUAAAAUAUGGUUUCAAUUUACUCUAAUUCAGGAGAUUUUCAUCUUUAUAGCAACAGGGAGUCAUCGUCUGACAGCGGCUGCAAUUUCUAAUAUAAAUAUAUUGGUGUCCCACUGGAACAAGGGGCCUUAUCAAUGAUUGUUCAUUGUUUUACCCUGUGUACUGGAUGGAUUCGGGUGGGUGGGGGUAGAGAUAUAUCCUAAACCCCCAAUACUUUGUUACAUUAUAAAAUGCCUAUUGCCCUUAUACCCUGAUAGCUGUACUUCCCUUCCUAUACGUGUGAGAAAAUGAGAAAAUGAGCCUGUCUCUUUAACACUGGAGAGUUUCUGCCUGUGACUAAAACGAAAGUAACAGCAUGUACUUGGCAGCAUGACAAAAACCUUAUGAUCCACAGUCAUAAAGCUCUGCGUUUUAUAGUUAUUAUUUUUGUCUGUGUUUAGAUUUUGUUUUUCUGUGACGACCCUAUCAGAGACAUUUUAAAGCAACACUCAAAGCACCAUAGCCACUACAACACACUGUAGGAGGUAUGGUGCCAGAAGUGCCCUGACACCUCCCUCCCCCCCAAUAUAAGUAGCAAACCGUUUGACUCGCUAUCUGGGGUCUGCUGGGUGCAUGUCAUGGCCUCUAUGUCACGGCCUGGUAGCUGUCUGCUCAGUGCUGAGCCCUGCAGUGCAGGGUUUAUCUCAUUGGCUGAGAGCAAUCAAACAGUUUGACUACUUACAUUGAGAGAAUGCCAGGGCAGUUCUGGCACCAUAACCACUCCAGUGUGAUUAUAGUGGUUAUGGUUCUUGUAGUGUAACUUUACAUGUGCUUCUACAAGAUGUCACCAUAAUCCUCUGCCAGGCUACUGUAAUCCAACUCACAUAGACAGCCCUGUCCCUGGAUAAUAGUGGGCUGUUCAUAUCAAUAUAAAUGUAUAGAUUACGUAAUAAAGACGCUCUGAAAUGUGUUGUUGUUUGUUGCUGCAGGUCAUUAAGAAACGAGGAAAGGACUAUAUCUUAAAGCACAUUCCUAACAUCCACCGGGAUCAAUUUGCUCUGACCGGAUCAGAGGCGCAUCUUAUGUAUAUAAAAGAGGCAGCGAGACUUGAGGACGUCGCAGUUCAUUAUUACCGACUGUACAAGGUGAGCUGCGUUAUUAUUGACUGUACAAGGUGAGGCGCGUUAUUACCGACUGUACAAGGUGAGCUGCGUUAUUACCGACUGUACAAGGUGAAACGCGUUACCAACUGUACAAGGUGAAACGCGUUAUUACGACUGUACAAGGUGAGCUGCGUUAUUACCGACUGUACAAGGUGAGCUGCGUUAUUACCAACUGUACAAGGUGAGGCGCGUUAUUACCGACUGUACAAGGUGAGGUGAGAUGCGUUAUUACCGACUGUACAAGGUGAGCUGCGUUAUUACCGACUGUACAAGGUGAGACGCGUUAUUAAUGACUGUACAAGGUGAGGCGCGUUAUUACCGACUGUACAAGGUGAGCUGCGUUAUUACCGACUGUACAAGGUGAGCUGCGUUAUUACCGACUGUACAAGGUGAGCUGCGUUAUUACCAACUGUACAAGGUGGGCUGUGUUAUUACCGACUGUACAAGGUGAAACGCGUUAUUACGACUGUACAAGGUGAGCUGCGUUAUUACCGACUGUACAAGGUGAGCCGCGUUAUUACCGACUGUACAAGGUGAGCUUCGUUAUUACCGACUGUACAAGGUGAGCUGCGUUAUUACCGACUGUACAAGGUGAGGCGCGUUAUUACCGACUGUACAAGGUGAGCUGCGUUAUUACCGACUGUACAAGGUGAGCCGGGUUAUUACCGACUGUACAAGGUGAGACGCGUUAUUAAUGACUGUACAAGGUGAGGCGCGUUAUUAAUGACUGUACAAGGUGAAACGCGUUAUUACCAACUGUACAAGGUGAAACGCGUUAUUACGACUGUACAAGGUGAGCUGCGUUAUUACCGACUGUACAAGGUGAGCUGCGUUAUUACCGACUGUACAAGGUGAGCCGGGUUAUUACCAACUGUAGCCCAAAUCACAGGGAGUUUUCCGAAUGUGUGAGUUUAUCUGGAUUGUGUCAUUUCUGAGUUAAUAAUAUAGAGUUCAGAGUUUUCUUCCUUUCUUAAUUAACAAGUAGAUAAUCACUUACAUUAACUAUUACAGCCCAUAAUAGCCUGCUCAUAUACUGUAUUUGAAAGUGUUUUCUGAAUGUCCCACUGCCUCCAACCCAUGUUACUUCCUAAAUAAUCUGUCUAAUGUAUCAUAACACUUGGGCUGUAAUAUGCAGACCUCAUUUAAUUAGAGAUAUUUGAUGUCCCCUGGAAUAUGAUAUAAUAUCUCUUAUUAGAUUAUUAAGCAGUACUUUUAUAAAGAUCUGAAAGUCACAAAUGCUGGUUGUAGAGUAUUAAUUCCUGUUUUGUUUUUUCCCACAGGAUAAAAGAGAGAUAGAAGCUUCUUUGAUUCUUGGGUUAACGCUACGAGGAAUUCAGAUUUUUCAGGUUCUUACAUUUAAUCUUUUUCGGGGGGGCAAUUGCUGAAUUUGUGAUGAAUUAAAGAAUUCUUCUGUAUAUAAUCUGUGUACAAUGUCGAGUCCAGCCACAAUCCUCCUCUUGCAGGAUAGUUUCCGUUUGGAAUCACUUUGGGUCACUAAAAAAAAAAAGACCAUAAAAAUAUUAAACACGUCUUCGAAGGUACACUCUGGGCAGAAUUUCACCAUUUUUUAAAAUGAAUUAACAGAUUUAAAAUACAUAAAGUACAUUUAAAGGUCACGUUAUCUUCUGCGAGUCCCCAAGCUUGUGACGCUGCCUCUCGCUAAACCAGGAAGCGGCUGGUGUUAAUUUAAUGUUGUAUUACCCAACAUUUUAAUGACAGGCAAAUGUGCGAGUAUGACCGUAUAAAAUACAUCGAUACUGUCCGGUACUAUGGGCAGAGAGUGCUGCUUGUGUGAGCUUACACUGCAUGAUCUACACUGAACGAUAGACGAGGAAAGGGUGUAGGACUACAGUGAAGGAAGAUCAGAUAACACAAGGAGAUUCCUUGGAGACAUGGGAUGGUCGCAGUGGGAGACAAGUGAAGGAAAUGGUCAUUAUUUUGGAAUUAGUAUGGGCGGUUAUUAUUGAAGAUUCUGUGAAAAAGUUUUUAGGAAAUAUUUAGAGCUGAGGAGAAGAGUCUGGCAGAGUGAUGUAGGGAUUCCUCAGGAUAAAUACAAUACGGGAGACGCCCUGGAGACGGGAGUCAAUGGAAAUUAUGAGAGAAGACGAUGGACUGCAGAACAAGGAGGGUGGGUGGGGAGAGUAUUUGGAGAGAGGAGCAAAGAUAAUACAGAUUCCGUGUACAUUUUGGGUCGGGAGUUUGAUUCAAUGGCAACAAAAAUUGAAAGCUACAACAGUCAAAGCCAGGAUGUGGAGAACAGUGAGCGAGAUAAAGGAGGCGAGCUGGGGGUCCAUGAUGAUUUGGAGGGGGAGCAGUGUUUGAGGGACUGGCCUCGAAGGAAGCGAUUACUAGAGUCUAUUAGCAUUUUCAGUGUUUCUGGUACUUUGAUUGGAUGUAUCCUGGAGACCCAAAAAUCUGAUUGGAUGAAAUUCCUCAGAGAGCUCUGAUUCACAUUCUGUGGCUCAUGUUAUUUACGUUGUUUUUUUUGUUUUUUACAGCGUACAGGAGAAGAAAAACAGCUGCUUUUUGACUUUCCUUGGACAAAUGUAGGGAAGUUGAUAUUUGUGGUAAGUGGCUCAAAGUUACAAAAUAAAUAAAUCACAGGUUAAUGGUCGGAAUUUACAAAUGACAGAAAGGGUUAUGAUGUGAUCUGGAAACCCAAAUAUUCUUUAUACGUUUUAUGUUAUAACUUUAUAAAUCAGUGGUAGGCCCCAGCAGGCUGGGGGUUAUGGGAGUUUUAAUUCUGUGAUAGAUCCACGUUACUGUUAAUUAAACAGAUCUAUAUCAUCGCCGGCUCCAUGAGUCUGAGGUCGAUGUCUACAUAUCUCGUCUUCUUGACCGCACUGUCUCGAGGGGAUGGAUUGGGUUCUGGAUAUUGGAAUUACAGAGGAUGGAACUCUUAAUGUAUAUUGUACAGGCCAGGAGCGCUGGCUAAGCAUCAUGGGAAAUAGUUUAUGCGCAGGGCUCUUAAUUUAAAUUUGUACAUUACUAGCCAGGCCUAAAAGUUACUUGUUACAGCAAACCUUGAGGGCUUCAGGAUCCAUGGCAUACUCAAUGCGGGUGAACUAGAGCUGAACGUUUACUCACAAAUGGCUAGUGGGCGGAUGGACAUAUUUAGUCCUGGUUUACGCAGCCCUUCUAGCACCUCUGCUGGCCAUUCUGCUCUUAAAAGUGCAAAACAAGAUAAAACUGGGGACUCGCUCAAGGAUAUGAUUUUGAAGUCUUGUCUAUGACAUUUUGGCAACCUAACUUCUCUACAUCACAACCUUAUUUCAUCUGCUUCGUAUUUUGUUAUGUAAACCCAGAUUACCCACGCUGGUCGUUAGAUGUGUUGGAGGUAUUCGAAUCUGAAACAUAAUAUAUCUAUCAUGGCGUCCGUCAGCCAAUACAGACUCAUGUCUUCUAAAUAUGUAUCUGUAACAUUUAUUCACUAAACAGUUCAUUUUGACAAUUUGUCUUAGUCUGCCUAAAAUUUGCAAAUACGACUUUCACUUUGAAAUAGGAUGAGAAUUUUUGGCUUAGAUUUUUAAAAAUAUAAAGAUUUUAUUUUUAUUAUUAUUAUUGUUACUGACCCACUGGGGUUCAUUGACUGAAUUGAGAACGGUAGAGAAUUGACCUAAAAAAAUCCAAAAUAGUUGGUUGAAAAUUGAAUAUUUCUGUUUGUGGUAUAUUGUAUUUUGUCUGUCUCGUUAUACUUGGACUGUCCCUCGUAUCAGGCUGUUCAUUCACAUGGCUAGCUCAGGGUGAUUGAUGUAUAAUGGAACAAUAGCUGGACAAUGUAAGAGUCUCUCAGUAUACACACGUUCUGUUAAUAUCUUCUUAACUACAUGUCAUCCCAGAUCUAGGUGAUCUCCAAUUCCCAUCAUACUUAGACAGUCCGGUAACAUCACUGGUAUUAUCUGUUUUAAUAACAGCAGGAGAUAAAAUAAUUCUAUUUUCAUUUCGUGUUUCAUUGUUAACACAUUCCCAUUACAGAGUUUAAUAGCUGGAGUAAUCGUAAUAUGUACAUUGCAUUAUUUCUAUUUAUCUUUCUACCUCAGGGUAAAAAGUUUGAGAUUUUACCAGACGGCUUACCAUCAGCCAGGAAGUUAAUUUACUAUACCGGCUGCUCGUCGCGAUCUCGCCAUCUCCUUCAGCUCCUCAGCAACAGCCACCGUCUCUUCAUGAACCUGCAGCCGGUACUGCGACAAGUCAGGACGCUGGAGGAAAACGAAGGUACAUCAUGGCUUAUUAUAAAUGUUCUAACCCAAGUCAGUUUGUGAUAGGCAUACAUCACAAUACAACUAUAUUGUAUUGAACCCGUGUCCGCAACCUUCUCCUGUAUUAGUUCCAAGGUCACACCAGAUUGUAUUGGAUGGUGAUUGUCCUUCUUAUUAUAAGCAUUUAUGUAGUGAUAACAAAUUGUGCAGCUCUGAAGAAUUAUACAAAAAGAGCAUUUAGAGGGCCUGAUCAGGUGUGCUUACAAUCUAUAAGGGUUUGAGGUUCUGUUUAACGUGUGAUGUAAUGUUGUCUUUCUGUUUUCAGAGAAGAAGCAGUAUCGUGAGUCGUAUAUCAGUGACACGUUGGACCAGGAUAUGGACCAGCUGGAGAAAAGGUCCCGGGCAAGUGGCAGCAGUGCAGGCAGCGUCAAACACAAACGUCUCUCGAGGCAUUCCACAGCAAGUCACAGCAGUUCACACACUUCUGGGAUAGAGGCCGAUACCAAACACCGGGACAUCGGACCAGAAGACAGCUUCUCUGGGUCGUCACUUCACUGGAAGCUGCAUACAUGUAGUUCAAUGACCAGCCAUAGCAGCUCCCACACCUCCGGGGCAGAGAGCGCCGGCAAGGAUAGGCUGGACGAUGAUUCACAGGAUGAUGGUAAUUUAACUGGUUGCAUGAUCCUCCAUCUCUAUACAUUUCACCUAUCCUUUGUUUUAUUAAACGGAUACUCUGACCCAUUGGAGCUUCCUGGGGUAAAGUGCCCUGUUUGGCACUAUGGAGAAGGUUAUCUAUCCAAAAUACUUGUGCACAGACUCACUUUGUUAAUUCGACACUGCCAGAAGGUUUUACCAUUAUAGAUACAUAGUUACAUGAAAAGAGUUAGCUGAAAAGAGACUUGCGUCCACCAAGUUCAGCCUUCCUCACAUAUGUUUUUGCUGUUGAUCCAAAAGAAGGCAAAAAACCCAGUCUGUACCGCUAUCUGGCUGCACCAGAGGGCUGCAGGCCUGUAUCAUGCUGUACUCCAGUGCUUGGAGACCUUCAUUACAUGGACUGAGGACAUAAUGAAGCCAUAAAUAAAUUUGGCAGAUAACAAGGAAAUUACUUGUGCGGGCCCUGUCUUUAAAUUGGUCCCUAAUAGUGAACCUAAACACCCAAUACCAAUCAGGCUGGAGGUUUUCCUAAAUUCUUGCAAAUCUUUUUGCACUGGGACCAACUGUCCUAUGUCUUAUAUUAAAUUAAUUAUGCUUUCUACCUAGACAAGUUCACAAACUGUAACUUGACAAUUUAGCUAUGAUUUUUCUAGCCAAAACACCGCUGGAUCUAAAUGGCUCGUGCAAAACAUUUAUCGAGCCGUGGCACCGUUAAGAAAAUAAAUUGAUGAAAUGUAGCAUUCAUUAUCGUACUGCAAAGUUCAUUUAUAAUAUUUAACCCUUACUCCUCCUGAUUCCUUACAGAGAUAGAAAUGCUGGUUGACGACCCAAAGGACCUUGAUCUCCCUGUGGAUGUCAGUCCUGAACUGUGUAUCUACAUCACGGAGGACAUGCUUCUCUCCCAGCAGAUAAAUGGUCGUUCAGGUGAGUUGUGAAGGCGGAUGUACCUGGCUCAUGCCAGGCUUGGUCUAAUAGGUAUUUAAACAUGGAACUGUAGUUAUGUGCCCUCAGACGUGAGCAGACUCUAAUAAUCGAUGAAUAUUAUAUCAAACCUAUGUGUUUUAAUUGAUACCGGAGAAACUGACGGAAGCAAAGCACAGAGGGAUGGACACAGGUUUCUUCAGGAAGGAAGAGAUUCUUUAUUGGAUCACCGAUCGGGACUCAGAGGGACUAAUGUCACCAAAAAUACAGCAAGUUCUGAGCCCUGAACAAUAGUGCAGGCUCCCUAUAUAGGCACAUAACUCCUCCCAUAUUAAGCUCCACCCGCACAUUCUCUUGACCAAUCAUUACAAAUAAGAAUUAACUUCCUGCUUGACCGCAUGGCUUGUCCAGCACAAUGGAGGAGGGGAAUACUACAUCCUGUAUUCUUGCACAUGCUCCGUACACUACUGAUCGUAUCUUGCCUCGUGCAACCAACUGAUCGAUACGUCAGCAUAUGCACGUACACAUGCCACGUGGUAAUCUCGGCCUACUAAAUUUAUUUUUACCGAGAUUCCACCACAUUCCCCCCUUUGAUGCCUCUUGAUAUUUUACAAUUACUUGAGGCAUCACUUAACCUUGGUUUGCAUACACCACAAGUUACCUUUGAACCAGACCAGACUUAUCCUACGAUGUGAAUCUUCAACACUCGUCUUCCUGCAUUGGUUCUCCCUGAUCUAGAGCCUUAUAUUUAUAAAUUGCCAUUAUCUGUGCAGCAGCCUUCCUCUCUGCUAUAUUUUCUAUCAGGCUUUGCACAGACCUAACUACUAAGGGUAUAAGACACGGCAGGAGUAGACACAACAUUAAAAUCAGUAGGACUCCACCUACCACUGCCUUAAGCCCUCCAAACCACUCAUACCAGCUACCAAACCAACUACUUGGAUUGUACCCUUUCCAUACCUGAGUAGGCACAUGCGCUAGUUUAACCAUAUGGCUAGUAAGCUCAGCUAUUGCUUGCCCUUCGUCAUCUAUUUGAAGACAGCAAUUGCUCAGGUUAAACUUCCCACAUACACCUCCCUCUACUGCCAAAAGAUAAUCCAAGGCUAAUCUAUUUUGGUAAACUGCUGUCCUCAUCCUGGUAUUAUGCUUCGCUAGAAGAUUGAGCGCUUGUGAUGUCUCGUUAGUAAUGAUCUCAACCACCGCCUGUAACCUUAUAAUGCGGUUGAGCAUAUAAAUAGGGGUUCUAUAACCAAAGGUACCAUCCUCUGCCCACGUGGCUGGCCCAUAAUAAUCUAUAAUACGCUGGGGAGGCCAUUCAUUAUCUUCCCAGGCACCUAUCUCUAUGGGUCCCCUUUUCUUCCUAUGAUUCACAUCAUACACUUUAACACCUAAAGUCUCACCUGUUUCAAUAGGCAACAAGAAGAAGGAUGGUUUUAACAUACCCAACACACAUGCCCCUUCCCAGUCCUGUGGUAACUCCGAAUAGGCCUUCUUACCACAGAUCCAGUACAAAUUCGCUGGGGCUCUCCAGUUAGAUGUGAUGGAUAGAUCAAACCAUACGUCCUUUAAAUUGGCAUAUCUUGCAAACGGGUUAGAUGGUUCUGAGACAUUUGAAGCCGACCACCAAGUUGUAUUCUUUGUAUCAUCAUCAUAAGCUUUUUGCCCUAGACAAGUUAAUUCUCCUACAGAAGUAUUAUACAUCAUUCCUUUCCUCGCUAUGCAAACAUAACCUAUGAUGGAGGUCUUCAAUCUCCACUCAGAUUUACCUCUAACACUCAUAUGAUAGUCGGCUUGUGUAGAUAUUAAUUGGUCAACUGCCUCAGAACCGGACAUUACCUCCUUUGCUUCCCAAGGCCAUUGGUCUCCCAUGUUAGUACCUCCACACACAUAGCAGUUGGUAACAUUAAGACUACCGGCAAUACUCUCGGCUAAAUCAAUGAACAAGUUUUUAGCAUUAUGGGGGAUCUUAUUAUCUAUGCUCAUCUCUUCAUAAAAGGAAUGGUAUACUUGAUGAGUUUGGGAGGUUACCGUAUCAGUCUCUAUCCCUAUAAACAAUAUUGUCCCAGGGUCUAAACCCGUCCCAUAUAUUUGAAACCCAAAUAAAUUACCAUAUUUAUCUAAGAACUUGUCAGGGUUAUUUAUAAGUAUAUGGAUUGGAUUGCAUUCCAUAGACUUACAAUAUGGAUUAGUAGGCAACUUAGUCACAAUCAUGUCCUUGUCUGCUGUCUGUCCCCAAGUCGCCCACCCCACACAAGACCAAUAUGGGCAGAAGUUAUAAUCUCUAUUUGGGCAUCUUGGACUUACAUAUUUAUUUUUACUACUGGGACAAAUAUAUUUAUCGUUAGACCCAUACGUCCUCUCCCAUCUAAGAUCCCCACAUACAUUCCACGGCUUUCUACCACUUGAUAUUGCUUUACACGCAUCAAAUAGCAGAGCACCUGAAGAAUAUACGGAUUUUAAUACCGUCUUAUUAAUUAGGGUCCCCUGAGAAUCUCCAUUUCUGAGAGUCAACCAAAUUGUACGGGGUUGAUACUCAGGACUGAAGCACUUAGGUUCUCCUACUCCUAAAUGACACACACUAUAUUCUAUAUUUAAGUAUCUACAUCUUGAUACAUCUCCUUUACACUCAUAUUGCGAAUGCCAAAUUAGGGUCUGGGAUAUAUGGUUACCUGUUCUUGUAGUCUUAAUGCAUACCUCACAGCUAGGAGUGUUGGUACCUCUACCUUCCUGAAUAUAAAAAUACACAUAAAUAAACAUUAUUAAAAAUACAUCUUUCGUCGUCAUCCUCAGUCUUCGUCCGUGCGAAGGCACCUCAGCUUCCAGGAUGUAAGGGCUGCAGGGAAUGGAGUUCUGCUCGUCUUCACAGGGGUCCCUCAAGACUUUCCCUGACUUAUACACUCGUUGGUGAGUGGACAGGCUUUAUUAUGGCCUUCUCACUCACUUACCAAGUCUCUGAAACAAUAAAAUUUGUAAUCUACAAGGUUCCUCGUCACUCCGACUGAGUCGUGCGUUUUAACCGGAUCUUGCAGGGAUUCUCUGGAUUUGCUGUAACUUGCCAGGAAUCGGCUGCUGCUGGUUUAACCCUGGAGUGAUGUAUCCACGGAGCCACUUCGGCUACUUUUAUCGCUGUAGGGGUAGACAGAAGAACAACAUAAGGACCUCUCCACUUGGGCCCUAACGGCACAUUAUUCCACUCUUUAAUCCACACUUGGUCGCCUGGGUGGUAACUAUGAAUUGGGGGAUAAAUAUUCACAGGUAAUCUAUCUUGUACCCAUUUCUGUACCUCCUCCAUAGUCUUACCCAACUCUACAACCUGCUGCCGGGUAAUUCCUUCUCCCAACUGACUCAAAUCCCCCCUUAAGUUACCAAGCACGGGAGGUGGUCGCCCGUACAUGAUUUCAAAAGGAGAGAGGCCCAUCCUUCUGGUAGGUGUACUACGGAUUCGCAAUAGAGCUAUGGGCAAGAGAACGUUCCACUUAAGUUGGGUUUCCUGACACAUUUUAGCCAACUGAUUCUUAAUAGUUCUAUUCAUUCUCUCUACCUUACCAGAACUCUGGGGUCUAUAUGCCGUAUGAAGCCUCCACUUUAUACCAAGCAUAUGAGUCAAUUGUUGUAGGCACUGAUGAACAAAAGCUGGACCAUUGUCCGAUCCUAUAGAGCAGGGUAGUCCAUAUCGGGGUAUUAUUUCUCGUAGCAGGAAUCUCACGACUUCUCCUGCUUUCUCUGUACGAGUAGGACAUGCUUCUACCCAGCCUGAAUAGGUGCACACCACUACCAGCAGGUAGCGAUGUCCACCCGAUUUAGGCAUCACUGUAUAGUCAAUUUGUAAAUCGGACAUGGGAAGUCCCCCCAUAAACUGGACUCCUGGUGGCUUUACUGGUCCUUGUCUUGCAUUAUUUUUAGCACACGUUACACAUCUACGUACAAUGGCCUGAGUCAAGUUGGACAAUCUUGGUAUGUAGAAAUGUUUUCUGAGAGAUUCUUCUGUACUGUCUCUCCCAGAAUGUGUCCCGUUAUGAUAGUUUUGGACAAUUUCUACCGCUAGUGAUGCUGGAAUAACUAUUCUUCCAUCUUCUAACUGAUACCAUUUGUUCUCCAAAUACUUUCCAGGUUCAGUCCUUAACCACUCCUCUUCUUGAGCUGUAUAAAUUGGAGUCCAUUGAGACAGUGGAGUUGGUAUAAGAGCAGCUAUAUGCCCCACAUAUUCCUGUCUUCCUGAUUCAGCAGCACGCUUAGCUGCACUAUCUGCCAUCCGAUUCCCUUUGGUUACAUCACCAUCUCCUCUCAGAUGCGCCCGACAAUGUAUAAUACCGACUUCUUUCGGCUCCCACACUGCUUCCAAUAGUUGUAGGAUCUCAGCUGCGUAUUUGAUUUCUUUGCCUUCUGAAUUCAAUAGUCCUCUUUCUUUAUACAAAGCUCCGUGGGCAUGAGUGGUUAAAAACGCAUACUUGGAGUCCGUGUAGAUGUUCACUCUUAAACCUUCAGCCAAUUGUAACGCUCGUGUCAGUGCUAUCAAUUCUGCCUUUUGUGCUGAUGUUCCUUUUGCCAGUGGCCGAGCUUCUAUCACCUUGUCUAUCGUUGUUACUGCAUAUCCUGCAUAGCGGAUCCCUUCUUUUACAUAACUACUGCCGUCGGUGUAAUAUUGAACAUCAGGGUUCUGGAUGGGAAAAUCACGAAGAUCUGGUCUACUUGAAAAUACUUCAUCCAUUACUUCCAAACAAUCAUGUUGACUUUCAGUAGGUUGUGGCAAAAGGGUAGCUGGAUUUAAGGUAUUUACAGUCUCUAAAUGCACUCUUGGGUUUUCACACAACAUUGCUUGAUACUUGGUCAUACGGCUGUUACUAAACCAAUGAUUUCCUUUGUAAUCCAACAACGUCUGUACUGCAUGUGGAACUCGUACAUAAAGUUCUUGACCCAGAGUGAGUUUAUCGGCUUCAGCUACUAGCAGGGCGGCUGCAGCUACAGCUCUUAGACAAGGUGGAAGUCCGCUGGCCACUGCAUCCAGUUGCUUAGACAUGUAGGCAACAGGUCUUUGCCAUGAUCCCAAGUACUGUGUCAAUACUCCCACAGCCAUUCUUCUUUGCUCAUGUACAUACAGGUAGAAUGGCCGUGUGUGGUCAGGUAGACCUAAUGCUGGGGCACUCAUCAAAGCCCUCUUCACAUCUUCGAAUGCCGUUUGCUGUUCUUGAGUCCAUAAGAAGGGGUCGUGCUCUGUACCUUUGAUAGCUGCAUACAGAGGUUUUGCCAGUAUCGCGUAGCUGGGAAUCCAUAUCCUACAGAAGCCUGCUGCCCCCAAGAAUUCUCGCACUUGUCUUCUAUUCCUGGGUAUCGGUAUUUGGCACACAGCUUCUUUUCUCUCUGGCCCCAUAAUUCUUUGACCUUCAGAGAUAUGGAAUCCCAGAUAUUUGACAGUUGGCAAACACAACUGAGCCUUCCUUCUUGACACCUUGUAUCCUGCCUUCCAGAGAAUGUGUAGUAGAUCGUGCGUUGCUUGCUGACAUACUUCCUUUGUAACUGCUGCUAUCAACAAGUCAUCUACAUAUUGUAAUAAUACACACUCUCCUGGGAUAGACUCGAAAUCUAGUAGAUCUUGACUUAGAGCUGAACCAAAUAGGGUAGGUGAAUUUUUAAACCCCUGGGGCAAUCUUGUCCAGGUCAUUUGGCGUUUCGAGCCCGUUACAGCAUUUUCCCAUUGGAAAGCGAAGAUACAUUGGCUUUCUGCGGCAAUUCGGAGGCAAAAGAAGGCAUCUUUGAGAUCUAAGACUGUAAAGUAAGUAGCCCCGCCCGGAAUUAAAGCAAGCAGGUUAUAUGGAUUGGGCACGACUGGAUGUAUACUAACAACCGCAUCAUUGACUGCUCUCAAGUCCUGCACAGGUCGAUACUCAUCUGUACCGGGCUUUUGAACAGGCAGCAAUGGGGUGUUCCAGGGGGAAGUACAGAAUUUUAGGAUACCAUACCGUAUGAACUUAUCCAGAUAAGAUUGGAUGUUCUUCUUAGCCUUCUGCGGAAUAUGAUAUUGUCUCAGGCUUACUGGAUAAACCCCAAGUUUUAGUUCGAUUUUAAUAGGUGGAAUAUUGCGGGCCAGUCCUGGUGGGUUGUUCUCUGCCCAAACUCCUGGUAUGUUAAAUAAGGAUUCAUCACUCCUCGGGUUUUGGCUAGUCAACACUGUAUAAAGUCGCCACUCUUCUUCCUUUGGUACGGACAAUGUCAUAAUACCUGAGGGUCCAUUAAACUUUAAGGAUGUUGUUCCAUUUGGUAGGAACGUAAUCUGCGCUUGUAAUUUGGAUAGCAUAUCACGUCCCAGCAAUUGGACUGGACACUCAGGCAUAUAAAGGAAUUGAUGUUUUACUACGUGGCCUCCCAAUGUACAGAGUCGACUUUUAAGAACCGGUUUUUCAGCACUUCUUCCAGUUGCUCCUAUUACAGUAAUAGUUCUUCCAGAUGGAGGAGCAACUUGAUUAGUCACCACCGAAUGUUCAGCACCAGUGUCGAUCAUAAACGCACUCCUUUUUCCCCCUAUUGAUACAUCGACCAUAGGCUCCGCUCGACCAAGGGGGAUGGAGCCCGGUCGGUAUCAAUAGUCCUCCAUGACCGUGUCAGCCAAUCCCACAAAGUCCCUACCUUCUCUAUCGCGGGACCUUUGCGCUGCUGGAUAGUACCUAUCUUCCCUUACACUUCCUCUGUUCCCAUUACUCCCUCUAUUACCAUUACUCCCUCCGGGGCCUCCUCUACCUCUCGCUCUGCCUCUAAAGUUUCCGUAACCUGCCCUGGGUAAGUCUCUCUCAUACUGCUCUCUUUGCGGACACUCGUUCCUCCAAUGCCCUUCUUCCUUACAGUACGCGCACUGAUUCCUACUCAAAGGCUCCCUAUUCCAUCUACCAUCGCCUCUAUCUGGGCCCCGUCUAUCUACGCCUGCGAUCGCUACCGCUAGCAUAUCUGCCUUUCUACGCAUCUUGCGCUCUUCCUCUUUCUUACUUUCUGUUUCCCUAUUCAUAUAUACUUUGUUCGCUACCUCCAUUAGUUGGGUGAUAGACAUACCUGCAAACCCUUCUAAUUUCUGUAGCUUGCGCUUAAUAUCUCCGUAAGCUUGGCUGACAAAGGCGGAGUUUACCAUUCGGGAAUUAUCAGCGUCUUCCGGAUUAAAGGGGGUAUACAAGCGGUAUGCCUCCAAUAAUCGGUCAUAAAAGACACUGGGCGCUUCAUCACUUUUCUGAAUCACCUCAACUGUCUUCGACAUGUUAAUAGCUUUCUUCCCUCCGGCUUUCAUGCCAGCAAUUAUAGCAUCUCUAUAGGCUUUAAGUUGAGCCAUAUCUGCGCCAUUUACAUUCCAGUCAGGAUCGGUGUUAGGGUAAUGUGUUGCGGCCCAUGCUGCCGGAUUGGCUUGAUUUAAAGCACGGGCUCUCUCCUCUAGCGCCUUAAUGGCCGCUUGGUUAAUCCUUGUCCUUUCCUCAUUAUUGAACAAUGUCAUUAAUAACUGCUGGCAAUCAGCCCAUGUCGGGUUAUGUGUCUGAACUAUCGAGGUGAACAGAUCGGUCAUAGCUUGUGGUUUCUCAGUGUACGAGGAAUUGUGGGUCUUCCAAUUCAAGAGAUCGGUAGUCGUGAACGGGACAUAUACGAAGACUGGGUCAGCAUGUGCCAUUUGACCUGCGGCAUCGAUAUAGGCUGACCCAGGAUUCAGACGAAGAGGCAUCUGAUAAUGUUUUAAUUGUUGGGUACCGGUCAGUUGUCGGGUUAGUAUGGGGCUACGUGGAGGGGCGUCAGUUAAAGGUUCCGGUCGAGAGGUAAUAGGGCAUGAGGAUGUGGGAACUUGAUUUUGGGAAAAGUUAGUGAAUAGUAUACUCCGAGCCGAGCUAGAAGAAGCUUGACCGGAAGUUUGAAGUGGCGCCAAAUCAGGAUAUUCAAAUCUAAUGGGGGUUGGUCCUGGUUCCGGAAGGGGAGUUUUAAUACGAGGGGGGGUGGAUUCUGUACUGGAGGAGGAAGCGGAAGUGGAUGGGGGCAAUAGGGGAAGGGGUGCAGAGCUUCCUGCAUUCGCGUCACUUCCUCUUAAAGGAAAGUAAGGAGGCGGCAAAGGGAUCUCGGACUCAGGGGGCGUGUCCAAAAUGGGCCUAACACCAGUCCUAGUGGACAAACAAGUCCUGGCCACCAUGAGGCGACAUUGCUCCUCGUGGCAUAUCCGGAUCCAUUUUGGCGAGUCGUUUACGGCCUGCCCCCAACAAUCAAUGUAUGGAAACUGUCCGUAAAGUUCAGGCCUACCUGACACAGCCACGUGUACACGCUGUACCAGGGUUGGAUCCAAACUGCCACGCGGCGGCCAUGCCGCAACCAAAAUAGGCCACUCCCUAGUGCACAAAGUGACCAAACGUACAGGAGACAUUUUAACCCCAAAAUCACAUGUUUUGAAUCCCUUUUUAAAAUUCUUUACCAUACAACCUAAGGGAUCCGAAAUCGUUGACUCUGACGCGCCCAUACUUAUCAAUGGAACGUCGUUGACAACGAAUACUAUGCACGCGUUCUUAUUCAACAGUCACACCCGUUUCCUCUGGCAACAGCACCACGUGGUACAGUUACCGAGUGAAACGUACACAAUAACACAAUAAUCACUCAGGGAAUUCCCGUACACACACAGCUGUUACACCAGUCACUAAAUAAUCAAUAUUAUGCCCUUUGGCGAAACUAUACAGUCACCCACGCUAUAAUUCUCUAUAUAUGAAUUACCCGUCUAUAACACACCCCAGUAACAUCGUCUUUUACUAGUAUCGGUUACAGUACGGUUAGCAUAGGUCAAAGCACAAUUUAAGGUCACAAUACAAUUAUUAGUGGUUACGGUGUUAAACAUGCAAUAGACGACAAUGAUUAGUACUUAUAUACAGUGUCAGUAAAUAUACAGGGUUAUGGUACCGUGCACUAUGAUACAGCAACACACUAUUAACACUCUCGCUAGACGGCUGAGCUCGCGCUAUCUAACAAGAUAUACACUUUACUAACAAUCUUUAACACAUUUACAAUCCCAACUAAACUAUUGGCCAGUACCUUGAAUGGACUACCUAAAACUAUAUACACCCGUUUUGGUUAGCCACACUGCCCAAACACCACAUAUAGCGAACUAGAGGGCGAAAUUUACAAAAUUGCCCUUCUAGUCUAUUUACUCUAUCAAAAGUCUAGUGGGUUCCAAAUUUACACGCCUUCCCACUUAGCCAAGAUAGGUUGAGAGCUAGCGAACCGAAUUUACACAGGCGCCGCUUAGUCUCCCGGUCCCUCCGACCUAGCGAACGUAAUAUACACCCUAGAACGCUAGUCUAGACAAGACACCGGUGUCCGGCUAGGGCUAUUUACACAGGACCCCGCCUGACUAACCAGAUCAAACGGUCUUACUAAAGAGCGUUCGAUCGAGCGGUGCGCCUUCGCUCCUUCCCUCCGACAGAGGGGGCAGAUUCCAUACACAGAUUUAAACCCCUUUUGGGCCUACCGCACAAUCGGUAUACCCCUAGUGGGUCUGCCGUCUAAAACAGCAGUUGUCUUACCUCCUCGUUCCUGAACCUGAGUUCACACUCAUCGACGGGGACACCCCAGCACUUCUUACGUAGAGGCCGAUGAUCUCCUGGACAACAGACCAGUGGCGCCGAGACGAAGGGAGGUCCACGCAGAAGUUCAGGGGUGCAGCCGUAGAGAACGUGGGCAAAGAUAGACCGUCUCACGCCUCUGCCUCUCAGCUACCGUUGAACGAUGAGCUUCCCGGCCAAUGCACCAAAUGAUACCGGAGAAACUGACGGAAGCAAAGCACAGAGGGAUGGACACAGGUUUCUUCAGGAAGGAAGAGAUUCUUUAUUGGAUCACCGAUCGGGACUCAGAGGGACUAAUGUCACCAAAAAUACAGCAAGUUCUGAGCCCUGAACAAUAGUGCAGGCUCCCUAUAUAGGCACAUAACUCCUCCCAUAUUAAGCUCCACCCGCACAUUCUCUUGACCAAUCAUUACAAAUAAGAAUUAACUUCCUGCUUGACCGCAUGGCUUGUCCAGCACAAUGGAGGAGGGGAAUACUACAUCCUGUAUUCUUGCACAUGCUCCGUACACUACUGAUCGUAUCUUGCCUCGUGCAACCAACUGAUCGAUACGUCAGCAUAUGCACGUACACAUGCCACGUGGUAAUCUCGGCCUACUAAAUUUAUUUUUACCGAGAUUCCACCACAUAAUCUCCACAGCCACAAUCGAGGCAUAGAGAUUUAAAGGGAACAAGGGAGAAGAAAUCUUGUGUAAAUACCAAAAAAAAAAAAACAACAGUUACCAUCUUAAUGCACUGACAUAUUGCUCAACCAAAGAGUUUUCUCACGCAUCGUGAUCAUAGAUAAAAUGUGGAAAAUACACCCAGGCACCAUAUUACAGGAUCAUAUCCUAAAUAUUCAUAGAUCCAUGCAGUGUAAGGAGAUCUACAGUUUACAUUUAACUGGAAAAUGGAAAAAUGUCACUGCUGGGUAAGAUGGAGUUUGUGAUACUAAAUUAUCUCUGAUCCCGUGGUGAUAUAAUGAUAACUAUGUGUUAUACUUAGCCAGGCUGUUUGUGUCCUCUUGAAUUAAUGCUCGUGAUAACUCCUCCUUUUGGAUGACAUUGGGUAUCUUUCUGAAGAAAAAAACCCUCUAAUUUUUGUAUUUGUCUGUCUUGGAAAACAAAAUGAUAUAACACCAAUUCCCACAGAUUGGGAAAUAAAUGUCUUUGGUAAUUUUAUAAUUUAAGAAUAGCUUAAAUAAAGGAAACUCCAAGCCCCAGAUAUAACAUGGCGAUGGCAGCAUGUGAUGGUGAUGGCAAUGAUGAAGACUGGCGCCAAGAUGGUGAGCAGCAGUGAGCCAAAGAUUGGGGGACAAUUGAUGCUUUAGCACCGAUACACCCUCACCUUCUCACUAAAUUACCUUUUGGAUUUCAUGAAAAGAGUCAAAAAAUGCGCCCGUUUUUCACAUCUUUGGUUAUUAACGCUUGCACGUGAACUAAAAUGGGUUUAGCAACAUUUCCAUUUUAGUAUAGAUGACUUCCGAGCUUUUGAGAUGUCAUCGUGCUUUGUGCAUUGAUGUGCCCUAUGUUGUGUAAUUUGGGUUUUGGUUGGGACGAUUAUUCCUCCUCGUGGAUUUAUCACACUCUUUUAAUAUAUGUUCUGUUCUUCCAACAGAGAGUCACUAAUGAUUCAUAGGAAAAUUGUUAUUUUUAUGGUUACAUUACAAGGCUUAUAAAAUAAAACUUAAUGAAGAAUAAUAUCUCAAGGUUUAUUACUAGUAUUCAGAAUUUCACAGAGUGUUAGAAUUUAGCAUUCACUGGCUUCUAUAACUGUAAUUAGAAUAUCACAGUUUAUUGUGUCUUUGUUUUUAAGGGCUGGUUGUAAAAGAAAUAAACUCCUCAACUUCUAGCUCUUCGGAAACUGUUGUAAAACUUCGAGGACAAAGCAUUGAUUCUCUUCCACAGGUAAGACUCCAGUGAAAAUCUGGACAUUAUGAUAUGAUUGCUAGAUUAAUGUUAUUGUAUACUGCAUGGUAGAAAGAGGAUCCAGGUACUCCAAGUAUCUUGAAUUGUAUUUAUUUGGAUAAGUGAGACACUGUCAAUCUUGACAAAGACCCUUUUUUAGGGGUCGCGACGUUGUGGUUUCUCACUUAUCCAAAUAAAUACAAUUGAAGAUACUUGGAGUGCCUGGAUCCUCUCUCUACCACUGAAAUCUACUCCCUGGGGCUGGUGCUGGCCCGUGGUCCAGUUUAGCACCCGGAUCUUCACGUGAAUGGAGAGCAGUUUGUUUUUCCUCUCCAUAAACAUUGGAUUUACUCUGCAAAUUCCAAGAUCUACUUCAUGGUCAUGAUUAAUUUGCAGAUUUUAUUUAAAAAAUUAUCCAUCAAAGAAUGUGUUAAACCUAAUGUGGUUUCCACUUCACAGUAUGCUUCUUAUAAUUAUAACAAAACUAGAUUUUCACUGAAUUCUGGACAAAUUGUUAGUGAAUGGAUCUUACAGAGAUCAUUGACACAUCUGACGACACUGGAUAAUCAAACCUUAAAGAUACACACCCUUAGAUUGUACCAACCCCAUUCGUAUCCACAAUGGCAAUCGAAUCCAUCCUCUGUAAAGCCCGGUCAGAAUCCACCAUUUAAAUAAGUGUGUAGAGAUACUACAGAUAUCGCAAGGUAUUCGACAUUAGCCACCAUCAUUUCCAUGCUCAUUCCAAUGUCAGCUGAGAAUCAUGGGGUUUGUAACUAUACAAUAGAUACGAGAUAGAUGACCUCUGAUGGACAUUACCCGGAACUGCAGACCCACCAAAAGCCACACACAUUAACCCACAGAUUCAUAUUCGUCUUAGUUACUAUGAUGAAAGAAUUAAUUCUGUGUCUAUCUUCCAUCAGAAUUAACUGACCCGCAGUGUUUUCAUCAUGGUUUUUCUAUAGAAGUGUCAUGUAAACAUUUCAAAGAGAUUUACAUAUAAAGUUAACUACAUUUUUAUGAUACUUCCAGAUCAUGUUAAAAUUUGUCUCCAUGCCUUCAUCUUAUUUGACAUUUCUUGUUGAUCAUAUCUUUUUGCUAAAUUAUAUUACAGACUGCAAGCAGGAAACCAAAGACUUCCACGGACCGUCACAGUUUGAGUCUGGACGACAUCCGUUUGUAUCAAAAGGACUUCUUGCAGAUAGCCGGCCUUUGUCAAGACACUGCCCAGAGCUACACGUUUGGCUGUGGUCAUGAUGUAGGUGACAGAGGACGUUAUUGUAAUGGCUGCCUGGCCCAACAAUGUAUUAACAUUCAGGAACCGAUUUCCACCAAGAAAGCCAGCAAAUACUUCUCUCUGGACCUCCCUCACGAUGAUGUUCCUGAAUUUGUUGUAUAAGACUCAGACUCUAUCAUGUGCAGGCCUGGUUGCCUGCAGUGUCAAAAAAGAGGUCACCUCUUCUUACAAACAUUUGUCAAUUAAUUUUUUUUGUAGAUGAAUUUUUACAGCUUUGUAUUUUUUUUACACAUUGUAUCAGAAAAGGUACGCCUUUUGUUUACAGGACUCCCAUGUUAUUGAGAAGAAGGUUCUGACACAAUUUCCACGUUAAGAAUAUCGUGAUGGAGAUAUGGGGGAUCGAGUGUACUAUUGAAGAGGUGUUACCUCGCAAGCCAAAGAUUAGUGAAUAUAUCACUAACAAAAUAAGGGAAAAGAAGAGUACAACUGGAAAAGUCAGAGACUUGUCAAAAAAUUUAAGCGACAAUCUUUAACGUAGAGAAGACGUAUCCUGGCGGAGGUGUCCACAGUUCAUCUUUCAACUCUCGUCUGGAAAUAAGGAAAAUGUAUUAUCCACAGACAGCAGAAAGAGCGGAGGCUGGACUCACUAUAUAUACCCAUCGCCUAGUCGUCUCAUGAAUAAAGAAUAUACUGUGUUCCAUACUGAGAUGACAAUAUUCAGAAAUAAUUGAAUGUUGCCCUUUGCACUACUGUAUGCAUUGACAAAGGAUAGCUCAAAAAAUGGUCAAAGAGGGCUCCAGCAAUGACGGUAUAACCUUAUAAAACAGGAAUCAAUUUGGGGCCAAGUGAUCAGUUUCUUAAUCACAUUCUACAAAAAACAUGUUCCAUAGGGAAGAAAGCUUUCUGUUGACUGUUUUAUAUUUUACACUUUGCACUAAUAUGACCAGAAUCGUGCUUACAAAUCAUGAAUAGUUUGACAGCGUGUUUCCCAGACCAGUCCUCAAGACCCACCAUCAGUCCAGAUUUUGUCAGUAUCUCCAUUGGAAUAAAAAGGGGAAAUACAUAAAUCCUGGCUUGUUGGUGGGCCAUGCAGGAGUCAGAGCGUAAAGACCCAUUAAUGUGUCAAACCAAAUUGUCAAUUUUACACCAAAAUAAGAUGGAAGAAUAUCUGAUUUGGAGAACUGCGACCAAUUCAGGUAUUUAAGGCUACAUUUUGUAAUCCCAUUG
This is a messenger RNA of Pelobates cultripes (western spadefoot toad), 51230 nucleotides long. The record is from the annotation of a GenBank genome assembly. Lineage: Eukaryota; Metazoa; Chordata; Amphibia; Anura; Pelobatidae.